Messenger RNA from Mytilus californianus (California mussel), 64264 nucleotides. Its product is annotated as titin-like. The coding region runs from base 213 to 63875 and encodes 21220 amino acids. The record is from RefSeq and is a predicted model, not a curated record. Gene Ontology annotation, molecular function: protein binding; ATP binding; protein kinase activity. NCBI's taxonomy places the organism in Eukaryota, Metazoa, Mollusca, Bivalvia, Mytilida, Mytilidae. Gene Ontology annotation, biological process: protein phosphorylation. The transcript is spliced from 243 exons.
AGUGUCACCUAAAUGAUUGAGUCUAGGUGUUUUACGAUAAUAAAACUUUUGGAAUAUUAAUAUCUGUUGAAAUAAACAGAAAACAUAUCAGAAGACUACAACAAGUACACGGUAAAAACUUGAAUGGGCCACUGAACUUGGAGAAAAACAUUUACAUGGAAGUGGCAAGCUAACAGCAACAAUGAAGCAGUCACCUUAAACAUAAAUAAAGAAUGCAGUACCAGGGAAGUGUUCAGAACUUGUCUCGUCAAACGAGUCAACAUUCACUAUCUCAACCACAAAGCCAUGACCAACAAUAUCAACAACAGUAUUCAUUAGGGAGACAAAGGGCAGGAGGUCAGCCUUCACCAUAUGUAUCACGCCGAGGAGAAGAUGACAGGCGAUCACAUGACCAAUUACAUCGUGAUGACAGAAAUGCAUCAAACAGUAGUUAUUUGGGCAAAGUGGAUAAUCUUGCUAUGGAAAGAAAUCAAAGACAUCCUGAACAAAGUUCAUUUCACAAUGAAUCUUUUCCUAGACAUGCUGCUGGUGACCAUUCCACACAUCAGUCGUAUCCACAGUACAGUCUUUCAAGUGAUCCAAGACAGAACCUGUCUUACGAAUCAAGAUCAUCAGAUCAAAAUGUACCUGAUGGAGUUCGUGAUAGGUAUGAUCCUAGAGUAACAAGACAUGCAAGUCAACGUUCUAUGAAUUAUCCAGAUUCAAGGGAACAAGCAGGACAAGACAUGUCAAGAGAAAGUCACAAUCCCAGUGUCUCACGUCAUGAAAGUCAGAGAUCAUUGAAUUAUCCAGAUCAACAGCAUCACCAGUCUUCUCAUGCAUCUCAUUCCCAUUUGCCAACAGAAUCUCCAUAUAUGUCUAGACGACAGGAACCAUUGUCUGCUAGACGUUCCCAAAGCCAGAUGUCUCCAGUGUCUCAAAGACAACAAGGAAAUUUCCCAAAUGUGUCAAAUCAACAGAUAAUAUCAGCCACUACCUUGCAGAGAGAUCCACCAUCUCGACAGCCACCAUCACCUCAUGAUGCACAGGGUCAAGGUUCAAGGUCACAGCAAGAUAUUCCACCUUCACCUUAUAUGUCUAGACAUCAGGGGGGUCCAGCAGAGUCACCAUAUAUGUCAAGACACCCCAGUCAAAGAUCAGUUGGACAGAGAAGUGACAUUCCUAAACAAUCAAAUGUUUCAAGACAUGAAAGUCAAAGAUCACUAGUUUCCCCUCAGUCCCAACCACCUUAUCAUGUAUAUCACCAUGAUGGUCACCAGCCAUCAUCUGCUACAAGCACAUUAAGUCGUCAACCUCAUUAUCAGCAGGGAGCACAACAAAAUGAAGCUCCUUCAGCCACAAGUACAUUGCUUCGUCAAUCACAUCAUCAGCAACCACCUCAUUUACAUGAACUCCCUUCAGCAGCAAGCACAUUGAGUCGGGACUACCAACAGUCAGGAAAAGCUCAUCAGUCUCAAAUUCAUGGAAGUCAAACUUCUAUAAGUAACAGGCCUGUUUACACACGACAAGAUAGUGGGCCUCCGCCUCCAUAUCAGAUUCACAAACGACAACAUUCCAGAGAUCAAGAGAGAUAUGGUGAUCAGGAGAAUAGUGAUACAAUGCGUCGUGAACAAAGUUAUCUUCAACAGUCAAUGAAUGAGGACCAAAACAAAAACAUUUCUCAAAUUGCAAGAUCUCAAAGUCAAGUAUCUCAUCACCGCUCAGGUGAUCCUAGAAUGACACCAAAGUUAUCACGUAAUGAAAGUGAAAGAUCAGUGGCACGAACACAGCAGAGUGGAUAUAGCCAACAUUCCAGAGCUAGCAGUCUUUCUAAUUCACAUCCAAUUCCUGAUGCCAGGGCAAUGGAAGCAUCACAUAUAAUUGACUUACUUGAAAAAGAAAUAGUCUAUCUUACAGGUGGUAGAGAUAGACAAGGAGGCCCAGUUGUAACUUUCCCACCCCACAGACAACAGCCAAACUUUAAUUCAGAAGAUAUCACCACAUGCAUGAACUAUCUGUCACAGAUACCAAGUGAAGAAUCAAAGAGAAGGGGAAUAACUGUUGUAAUUGAUAGUAGAGAUGGUUCCUGGUCCAAUCUGGUAACAGUAUUAGGAUGUUUAAAGGAAUCAUUAGGUGACUUACUUAAACAAGUACUGGUUGUGAAACCUGACAGUCAUGCUGAAAGACGUCCAAGUAGUAAUAGUUUUAGAAGGGACAGACCAAAUAUAGAGCCUCAGUUUGUUUCUGUGAAUCGUCUGUAUACAUUUGUUGACAGGAACCAGUUGACAGCUAUGUUUGAUGGCACCCUGUCCUAUCGUCAUGAUAUUUGGUUGAGAAAUAGACUAGACCUGGAGAAGUUUAUCAGAGAAACAAGAGCAGCAUCUAACCACUUAGACAAUGUAGAAUAUCAGAUACAUCAAACACUGAGCAGACGAGAACCGUCAAGUCCUUUAGAGUCAGCUAGACAACACAAACAUUUACAACAAGAAAUAUUACAUGUUCCUUCUCAAGUUAUCAGGGAUGGUAAGGAUCUGUUAAACAGAUUACACCAUCAAGAGGAAGUUGUAAUACCUCCUGGUGAGGAGGAACAUGUGAGUACCUUAGACCACCUAGAGGCACAGAAACAAGUGAAAAGACUGAUCCAAUAUAUGGAGAAUCGUAUUGAAAAGUUGGAGAAUCUGUUGGAGGACCAGGAUAGAUCAGUUAUCACUAAUCAGAAGUUUGAGGAUUUACAGAGACACAUCAAAGCAGUUUUGAGCUGGAUUUUAGGACCAGGAGAAAAAUUGUUGGCAUCUCAGACAGAUAUUGGGGAUUCUUAUGAAACAGCUGAUGUUUUAAGGAAACGACAUGAGGAGCUAGAAAUAAAGUGCACAGACACUUAUGGUCAGUAUGCUGAACUACGACAUAAGGCAGAUGAAUUGAUAGCAGAAGAUCCAACAGGAGCAGAAGACAUUAGAUCAACAAGAGAUUACAUGGAUACAGUGUUCAGGAGCUUUGCCAGCCGAUUAGAAAGACGGAGGAACUUGUUAAUUACAUCGGUUAGAUUCCAUAGGCUGGCACAAGAGUUUUCUAAGAAAUUAGAUGAUUUGUUGGAGUUGGUAUGUUCUGAACCAGAAUGUGAGGAUGUGAAAUCAGUAGAAAAAGAACUGAAAAUUCUGGAGGACAAAUGUGAUGCUAUAAAUUCAGCAGCACAGUCUACAUUGGGUGAUGGACAGAGUCUGUUGGAUGAGAUGUCUCGACCAAUUAAAAAUGCUUCCGGGAAAGACAUUACACCAGACUACUCACGUCAUAUCAAACACAUUAACCAAUCACUAGAGGAAUUACAAGAAAGAAAGUUACGAUGUGAUGAACUGGCUGAUGUUAGAAAACUCAAACUACAACAAAUACUCCAGCUGUGUACAUGUGAACAUGAUGCUGAACAGGCUAUAAUGUGGAUUUUAGAGUUAUGUCAAGUAAUGGCUAAUACUCAUACUAACAUGGGUAAAACUCAUGAAGAGGCAGAGAAGCUACAGAAUGAUCACAAAAAGUUUGAAUCAACUGCUCAGAGUACAUAUGAAUAUGGUAAACAGCUUCUGCAAGCAGCUUUGGUUCUCAGAAGAUCAUUAAGACAUGACCUUGAACCUAACAAUGAAAUGUCACAGAGGUUAGAAGAUGCAUGGUGGAAAUUCUCACAAGGCACAAAUGAAAGAGCAAAUAGACUCACAGUGUCUGCCAUGUUUUUGGCAUCAGUAGAAAAGAUUUUUGACAACAUUGAAAAGAUCUUGUUGGCUAUUUCACAGACAUUAUCAAGGGAACUAACUGUUCAUGAAGUAUUACAGAAGUUCACUCCCUUGAAACAUCAAGUUGAUGAGGAUUACAAGGAUACAAUGCAUAUGGGAAAGGCUUUGUUAGAAAGACUAACUUUACCUGUUGUUCAACAAGAAGGAAGACAAAUUCAAGAAGACCAAUCUGCUGCAGCAACCAUAAAUAGCAAACUGAGAAAACUAGAACAUAAGAAAGUGGACAUGGAUCGAUACUGGGGUGAAAUGGAAUAUACCAAACAACCACCACAAGUUGAUCAAGUGUUUUCUCCAAAGCGACAAAGAACAAUACCCACUAUUCCCAAUCGAACAAACACUGCAUUUGAUGAUUGUGACAAAUCUAUUUAUGAAGAACCAGUGCCAAAAACUCCAAAACGACCUUGGACAUCAGAAGCAAAUUUACAUGCUUCAAAUAUGCCUAGAAAUUUUAGGGCCCCAGCUACACAUGUUGAAUAUGCCUCAGUUAAACGUCCACAGAAUCAGUUACAAAGUAGUGACUACUCAGAAAUAGGUCCGUAUAAUCAACAACCAAGGAGAGAAAGGAGUAUAAGAAAAGACCAAAAUCAAUUACAAGCUAGUGCCCCUAACUUACAUUAUGCUGAAAUUGGUCCCUAUGGGACCCAUCAGCCACAAAGAAGUGAUGACAGUGGAAAACUUCAUUAUGCUGAAAUUGGACCUUAUGGACAAAAGCCCAUGGAUAGAGACACUACUCCUAGGCUUCAGUAUGCUGAAAUUGGUCCAUAUGACAUAGGAGAAAAAGAUGCCCUAAAACUUCAAUAUGCUGACAUUGGUCCAUAUAGUACAGGCCCACAACCACCAGUAGACAAUAGAAAAGAAGUACAUGGAAAACAAAGUGCACCUAAACUACAGUAUGCUGAGCUAGGGCAAUAUACAGACAGGAAACCAGUUACUGAUGAAAUGGGACAUGAUACAGCUCCUAAGCUCCAAUAUGCUGAAAUUGGUCCAUAUAAUACUGCCCAACAACAUAGAAAUGAAGACCAGGCACCUCAUCUACAAUAUGCUGAAAUGGGUCCAUAUGGGACAACACAACAGAGACCUGAAGAAGUUGAUAUACUUAAACAACAGCUAGAGGAGGGUGCAGAAUGGAUACGUGUGAGAGUCCAUCAGAUGGAGCCAGACCUAAUGGAAGUCGGCUCUACCUUGGAAGAGGCCCUGCAAUACAGACAAGAACAUCAUGAAAUGCUUAACAAACUCAAGGCAAAAGAACAAGAAAUCAAACAAAUACUCACAAGCGCAGACCAGUACGCAGCGGAAAAUACUUCGCAAACGGAAGUCUACGCAGCCAUGGCUGACACCCUAGGUGAAGCAUGGAAGGAACUUAACAACAAAUUGGAGUACAGAGGAAUACUUCUAGAUGACAGCGUUCAUUUCCAUCAGAGCGCAGCAGAUUUUUCGUCAAAGAUGGAGCAAGCACAGAGCAAAUUUUCGUCCACCUACCCGACACAAGAUGUCAACACAGCUCGCCGUUUGCUUCAACAACACCAAGAUAUCAAAAGAAGUAUCCUCGAAUCUUCAAAGACAACUCACGACAUAGGACAUUCACUAGUACGACGCAUCCAAGAUAUGGGUAUGCAUGCGGACUUACAAAACAGACAUGCCACAACUGCGGCAUGCUAUGGUAUAGAACAUGUAUUAGAACUACUACAAGAUCGAAGAAGACGACUCGAAGAAAUAUGGGAACAGCGCCGGAUACAACUGGAGCAAUGUUUACAACUGUGCCAGCUUGAUCAGGAGGUCAACAAAAUACUUGACUGGUUCCGGCAAACUGGUUUCAGUUACCUCCAGAACACAGAUCUCGGUGAUUGUCAUCAACGUUCCCAGAUCAUACAACAAGAACACUACAGAUUUGAGACACAAGCCAAAGAAAUACAAGAGACUGUCUUGCGGCUGGUACGAACAGCUGACCAGCUUCUCCGCCGGUCCAAACUGGAUGUCGAGGGCGUGAGACAAAGGCUACAGGCAGUUGACACAGAAUGUGAAAACUUUAUGAUCAGACUGGACACACGACGAAAGAACAUCACUAUGGCAACAUCAUUCUUUGAACAAACAGAAUCGGCUCUAACAAGAUUGGACCAGGUUGAAGUUCAGCUUAACACCAUGGACUUACCUAGGAACAGUGCAGAGCUAGCAGACAGGCAUUCACAAUUGUCUAAUGCCAUCAUGGAGAUCUCAUCUCCACCUCUACGUGAUGGUCGUAUCCUACUUGAGAGGGUCAGUAGGGACGACUGUGGAGCUGAUGGCAUCAGACGAUUACUUGCCCAACUGCAAGACCGCUGCACAAGACUGGAGUCCCUGUGCAAGGCUAGAAGGGCAGAGGCGUGGGAGAGAAGCCAGGCCUAUCUACAUUUCCAGGAGAAAUUUACCAGUUUGCAGACGUGGCUCCUACAAAUAGGUCAGGCUACUCUCAGUCGACAUGCAGACUUGGGAACUCGCCUUGAAUCAGCAGAGGAUUUCCUAGAAAUUCAUGAACAAUUAGACCAAGACAUAAGAGACAAGAAUUCAGAUUUAGAGGCCUUGUUUGAGGCAGGAGUUAACCUGGUCAAGUCAGGGGACCAGGAAGCUCAUAAUGCCGCAGAGAAGGUUGACACCCUGCACCAACAGAUGCAGAGAAUUCACCGUGUCAUAGAAUUCAGAAUAACCUUGUCUCUAGUCUAUCUAUCAUUCCACAAGAAAGUACAGCAGUUCCAAAAUAAUGCUGGAGGCUUGGAGCAUAUCUUGAAAUCAGAAAAGGAACAUUUACAAGAUUUGACAGACUCAGCUGUCCAGCACACACAAGAACUGUGGAACAUCACAUCACAACAAUAUCAUGAAGUGGAUGACAAAGGAAGAGAAUUCCUAAGCAAAACCUCCACAAUCAAUGAUGAUUCAUCAUUGAACAUUAAACAAGCUGUAUUGAUUGUGGAGAGAAUCAUGACAGAAACACGAGAAACCAUGACGACUUUGACAACCACAUGGGAGUCAUGGCAACAGAAAGUAUCCUCCAGCCGGCAGUUUAAAACCCAAUGGCACCAAUUUAUACAAGAUGCCAGAAAGUCUAUCGACAAGUGUAUGAAGAUGGAGAAAGAUUUCUUUUUCCCAAAUAUUGGUGGUUACCUUGGCAACUCAUCAGCUACUGCUGAGGAAAUGCAGAUAAAAUGCCAAGAGUUUGAACCUUUGUACAUGAAAGGGCUAGAAGAAUUGGAAAACCAUAUGACAACAGGAGAGAUGCUCCUAAUGAAAGGUGACACAAGAGGUCAACUGGAUCAAAUCAUGAAUGAACUGACUAAAGUCUAUCAUCGAUUUAAAGCCCGAAUACAUGAGUAUCAUAUACUGGUCAAAAUGACGAUACAAUUCUUCAGAAAUCUUGAUCAGUUGGACAAACUGAUAGAAAAGACUGAACAAGAAUAUAGUCUGUCUAACUUGCCGGCAGAUUUAACACAUGCAGAGAAAAUGUUGGAGGAACACAAACGUAAAAAACAAGAAGUAUCAAGUCUUAUCAACUACACCGCUGAUGAAGGAGAGAAAAUUGUUGUCAGAGUACGACAAACUGACGCCGAAGCGGCAGCACAAGAAGAUGUAGAGAGAGUGCUGAACGUGACAGCGGAGUAUAAACAGCGGUGGAAUCAGGCGUGGGAAGACCAAGAAAAACGCCUCAAACAGAAUCUCCAGAUCUGCCAAUUUAAUUAUGAUCUCAGGCAGAUUCACUCUGAGAUUGACGAACUACAUCACCAUUUACAAGCCAGACGUGGAAGCUAUGGCAACUCAUUGCCAGCAUCCAAAAUGACGUCACAGGCUUUCAAACAAUUUGAGAUGACAGUUGAGUUAAUUGAGAAGAAAAUCAACAAAUUUACAAGUACCGCCGAGUUGAUGGUGCAGGAUCAUCAUUAUGACUCCGCCCACAUCGGCAGGGAAAUUGAUAUGUUGAACACUAAAUGGACAACAUUCCAUAUGAGUGUACGUGAUUACAGAAAGAUGAUUGACACAUCCAUCGAUUAUUAUCAACUUGUUGAAGAGACUGAACAAUGGUUGAGAGAUGGAAAUAAUUUAUUAAAUGACAUUGGCCGUAAAAUCGUCCAGUGUAAGACCCCUCAGGAAGUUGAUGACCUCGUAAAGCCGAUGGACCAAUUCCUGCAGGAAGGCAAACCCAAACAAGAAGAGAGACUCAGAAAAUUAUCUGAGCUAGCUGUAGAGCUUUAUGGCAAUGAGGGCCCCAGUCAUGUGCAUGAUAUUUUUGCACAGAAUGAGGACUUGAUGCAAUCGCUCCAGCAGGCCAGUAAUCAAGUAUCUAAUAUUAAACACAACCUCCAAGAAAGAGAGGUUGGUCCCCCAGUCGCUGAACAAGCAAUUCAGCCGAUGGAAGUCAUGGUAACUGCCUCAGCACAGAGGUCACCCCCAAAAAUACUGAAACAUUUACAGAAUGCUGAAGUUGUAGAAGGAGAAAAAUUCACAUUUGAAAGUCAUGUGGAUACUCCCGUACAACCAACUGUUAUAUGGUAUAAGGAUAAUAUGCCAUUAAACAGUCCUGAUUAUGAGACUCGAUACAGUGAUGGCAUUGCCACACUCACCAUAGAAGAGACAUUUUCUGAAGACACUGCUCGAUACACGGUCAAAUUUAAUACCUACCUUGGAUCUGCAGAAUCUUCAGCUCAUCUUACUGUUAGAGAAAUGCACCAACAAAUUAUACCACCUGAUUUCACAAAGAAUUUGAAAUCAGUUGAUGUUUUAGAGGAUGCCCCAUUUGCAUUUGAAUGUCAUGUGACUGGUAUCCCAUCACCCACCAUAUCAUGGAAAAAAGACGAUUUAAGUAUUGACAAUUCACCAGAAUAUGUUAUGACUAAGAUCAAUGGCACAUGUUGUCUUAAGAUCCGCAAAAUAGGCCGUCAUCAUGGUGCCCGAUAUACAUGCAGGGCCAAUAAUCCUGGAGGGGAGGCUGCAUCAUCUGCCCGCCUUAAUGUAGUCCCUCUAGAUAGACCCGUGAUACAUCAGAUGACCAAUGAUAUAAGCAUGCCAGAAGGCAAAGGUUUCAAAAUAGAGGUCAUAUUCUCAGGGUCACCAACACCAGAGGUUGCAUGGUUCAGAGGUCAAGACAGAGUUGUACCAUCAUCUGUUUUUAAGAUCACAAUAGAAAUAAACAGAACCACAUUACAAGUAACAGAAGCCUACCCUGAGGAUUCAGGGGCAUAUACUGUCAUCCUACAGAAUGCUGCAGGAGAAAUACAGAAAACAUGUCAAGUUAAUGUAGAAAGUUUCUACUCAAGUGCUGCUGAGGAUAUGUCACAAGCCUCAGCAGAAAAUGAACCAAUGGCUCCUAGUUUUACUCAGAAACUUGCCCCAGCUAGAGAAGCUAUGGAAGGAAGCCGUGUCCGAUUGGACUGUGUACUUGUUGGACAUCCUGAACCAGAGGUUGUAUGGUUCCACAAUGAUAAACCUGUAAAGGAAUCCAAAGACAUACAGCUGUUGUUUGAAGGAGAUCGCUGUACACUGAGUAUCCAGGAAGCAUACCUGGAGGAUGCUGGUGUAUACAGAUGUGAAGCACGUAAUCCAUACGGAAAUGAUCAAACUGUUUCUAAAUUACAUGUAGAACCUCUGAGUGAAUUGAGUGAUGCUUCAGUAAAUGAGGCCACACCUCCAAAAUUCACACAAUUACUGCGUGAUCUGAAUGUCCAAUCUGGUCAUCGUGUAUGUCUACAGUGUCGGGUGACAGGUCAUCCAAUCCCAGAUGUCCAGUGGUUCAAGGAUGGCAAACCAAUAGAACUUGGACCUGAUUAUCAGGUGACAGCAUUUGCUGAUGUACAUAACUUGACAAUCCCAGAAGCCUUUGUUGAAGACACAGGAACUUACAUGGUCAAAGCUGUAAAUAUGGUGGGAGAAGCCAAGUCAUAUGCUAAACUCUCUGUAAAAACAACACCAGAACCAAUGGAGACAUCCGAAGUCAUGAAAAUGAGACAAAUGAUUCAAACCAAAGAAUCUCAGGAGACAAAGUUAGUGAAGAAAGAACUGGAACAAUCCCCUCCUGAGUUCCAAAGACUCUUCCAUGAUAUGACAGUUAAUGCUGGGGAACCAGUGAAUAUUGAGUGCUCAAUAUCUGGCAGUCCGAAGCCAAAGGUCACAUGGUAUUUCAAUGGAAUGCCAAUUGUGUCACGUGACUAUAUCAUCAGAAUGGAAGGUACAAGACAUACAUUACAUAUCCCAGAGACGUUUGAUGAGGAUUCUGGACGGUUUUCUAUUACAGCAGAAAAUCCUCUGGGCAAGGCAACCUGUUCUGCCUAUCUCUUUGUUGAAGAAGAAUCAACUAUACCUAAGACCAGAAUAUUUGGAAGUUCUGAAAUGACAAGACGUGUAUCAAAAACAGAAACAGUGUCUUCUCAUGAAACCAGAAUCAGUCGUGUCAUAGAGACACAGGAGACACAACCAACAUACAUACCAUCAUCAGAACAACAUAGCACAAGGAUAAUCACUGAUGUAACACCACAGUAUGAAAUGAGACCAAUUGAGACCAGAGAAACACAUGCUACCACACUAAAGACUGAUGUGAAACCAAAAUUCCAGCCAGUAGAUUUGACAAUUUCUGUACCUGUACCUCCCAAAUUUGUGCAGGCUUUGAAAAACAUAGAAACUAUGGAAGGAACUAGAGUCACAUUUGAAGGAGUUGUUUCAGGUAAACCAGAACCAAGUAUCAAAUGGUACCGUGAAGGAAAAGAACUUACAGACAAGGCUGACUUUGAGAUAUCAUACCAUGAUGGACGUGUAUCUCUCAAUAUACCUGAGGCAUUCCCUGAAGAUCAAGGCCAGUUCAAAUGUACAGCAAGGAACAUGGCUGGCCAAGCCUCAAGUUCAGCAGAACUUAUUGUCAAAGCAUCCAUGGUACCACCAUCAUUUAUACAGAGACCACAGACACAGAAUGUUAAGGAGGGAAAACCUGUUCGUUUCACUAUUCGUGUUGCUGGACAACCUCCCCCAGAAAUCACAUGGUAUAAAGAUGGAUCUAAGAUCACAAGUUCACCAGACUUUGAACUUGUCCAGGAAGAUGAUGUACACUCCUUGUUCAUCCCUGAAGUAUUCUAUGAAGAUGCUGGACAGUACACUGUUGAAGCUAAAAAUCCAGCAGGAAAAACUCAAUGUACAGCUAAUCUUAAGAUUGAAGUUCCAAUGGAAGAAUCAGUUCCUGAUAAAGCCAAGCCUGUAACUGAGGAGAGAUUUGAGCCUAAACGAGCUCCUGCAGCACGAUCUGCUCCAGAGGAGCCAACACCAAAAGUCAGGAAACUACAACUCCCAUCAGACUUUGUCAAGAGGACAGAAUCUCCCCGUGAAGUAUCACCUCGUGACCAGAGGUACAGAGAAGAAGUCAAAAUGGAAGUUGGUAGGAAACCAGAUAUGCCUACCUAUGAGCAAACCUUCAGACUACCUGCUGGAGAACCAGUACAAGUUACACCUAAACAGAAACCAAGAUUUACUCAGCCUCUACAGAACAAGAGUGUAGACCAAGGUGAGCCUGUUGUAUUUGAAGCUCGUGUAGAAGCUCAUCCAGAACCCAUUAUAAAAUGGUACAGAGAUGAUGUUGUUGUCAGAAGCUCUCCAGACUAUGAGAUAACCUAUGACAAUGGAGUAUGCAGACUUAGCAUUGCCGAGACAUUCCCAGAAGAUUCUGGUGUCUUUAAGGUCAUUGCUACCAAUGCUGACGGGUCAGAUACAACACUGGCCAAUCUACAAGUACAAAGAUCACCAAUCAUGUCACCAGUAAGUGAAGCAUUCAAAGCAGACAAAGCACCAACAAGGGAGGAAAGAAUUCCAUCCCCGAUUGAGCCUGAAGCUCCACGCUUUACACAAAUACCUCAAAACCAAAAACUCAAAGAAGGCACCAAUGCAGUAUUUGAAUGUACUGUAACUGGUAAACCUUUCCCAGAUGUAUCCUGGAGAAAACGUGGAUUCCCAAUCAGGGUUAGCCAAAGAUACAGGAUAACAAUAGAUGAGAAUACAGGAAGAAUUUCUCUGACUAUUGUGAACUGUAAACCUGAUGAUGUUGGACAGUACACAUGUACUGCUGUCAACCUAAUGGGACAGACAGACACCACAGCCACACUUAUACCAUCAGAAGAAAAAAUGGCACCACCACCUCCAGCACCAAAGACAUGGCAACCAAUGGUAACAGAACAACCACUUAAACCAUGGCAACAACAACCUGAAAUGACACAGCAGCCAACAAGACCAUGGUACCAGCAGCCAGAUAUCAAUCAGCCGCCAGUAAAACCAUGGCAACAACAGCAAGAGAUGGCACAACCUCGUAAACGAUCAGAUUUCUUUGUUCCAAGAUCUGAAAAAAUUCUUGAGAGCAACAUACAAUAUAGACUGUCUCAGGAAAGAGAAGUCCCUAUUGUAACAUCUACUUUGGAAUUUACUCCAACUGGAUUUGAACAAAGUUUGAUGCAGAGACAGUUUUACAAAGAAGGCCAUAUCAAGUUCUCCAGUGAGACUGAGACAUCUGAGUAUGAAUCUGAUGUGACAACAGACAGAGUACAACCAAGUGCUCCUGCACCACCCAAAAUAGUGCAGGAACUCAAAGACUUUAGAUUACUUGAAGGAUCUGAUGCAACAUUUGUUUGUCGCAUCACAGGAAGACCACGUCCAAAAGUAGCAUGGUAUAAAAAUGGCCAGAGAAUAAAACGUAGCACUCGUUACGAGAUGAAAUAUAAUAAAGAUGGCUACAGUACAUUACGCAUCAGAAUGGCUUUACCAGAAGAUGCUGGACAUUAUACAGUACUGGCUGUGAACUCUUCAGGAAAAGACACAUGUUCUAGUGAACUGUAUGUGGAUAGUGUAGGAAAUAUUGAUUCCACAUCAUUUGUAGGAAAGGAAGCCUUAGACAAAAUUCUUGGAGUUGACAAAGAUAAGGACAAGCGCCCAGAAGAAGAGGGAGGCAUCAUGGAGGCCUUAUCUAGACCCCUGUUUAAGAAAGUCCCAGAAGACCGGGAGGUCAGAGAGGGUAACACUGUUAGAUUUGAUACCCUUGUUUCUGGACGACCAGCUCCAGAAUUGACAUGGUACAGGGAUGAUGUACAGGUUCAUAAUGAUGACCAACACAAGAUUGUGGUGAAUGAAGAUGGAGUGAACUCCCUGAUAAUUCUGGCUGCUUCCAGAAAUGAUUCCGGACAUUAUACAUGCCUGGCUAAUAACAAGGCAGGUGAAAACUCAUUUACAGUGGAGCUUAAAAUACUAGAAAAAGAACAAAUGCAACCGCCCAGAUUUGUAGAAAGAAUACAGAACUUUAAUAUCCGAGAAGGUCAACCAGUGACCUUGAGAUGUCAGGUGAUUGGUAUACCUCAGCCAAUGAUAAGUUGGCAGAAAGAUGGCAAGAUGUUGAUCCCGAACAAACCUUACAGGAUUGAUACAGAAGGAGGCAGAUCUACACUGACAAUUGAUACAGUCGAACCAUUUGAUUCUGCCUGGUUCCAGUGCUCUGCUGCUAAUGUUGCUGGAACAGCUACAACUAGAGGAAAACUGACAGUCAAAUCUGAGGGUAAGAAACCAGAGCCAAAGAAGAAAAUUACCAUUCAAAAGAAACAAGUAUCCCCAGUUAAAGAAGUGCCAGAGCCUGCACCUAAACCUGUGGUCCUUAGGCCUACACCAAAACCACAGCCGGUCACACCAAGAACAGAUUCACCACCACAUUAUGACAUCCAAAAAGAGGGCUUUGUACAACAGAUUUCCUAUGUAACAGAGGGUGCUAGUGCUACUCUUAGACUGGUUCCUGAUGAGGAAGCUAAGAGAAUGUUAAGUGAUACUGAGCCAAUGGAAACUGCUCCAUCUCAGAAGUUAAUUGAACAAUCACCAUUGGCACCACCAAGGCCACCACCACCAACACCAGCCACAAUGUCGGCUGAAUCAUCACCUAUACCUAAACGAAGAAGACUUGGAGCUAUGCCUCCUGAGGAAAAGGUAAGCCCUGCCUGGGCCCCUCGACCUCAUGCUCCUCCUACUCAACCAGAACAACCAAUGGAGGUUGAGGAAGAGAAUAUGCCUCAGUCAGUGGCUGAUGCCAAAAGAAUGUUUGAGACACCAGAAGAAACAAUACCACCAGCUAAAGCAGCUCCAGUCCAUAAGCCAACACCACCGGCUCCUAAACACAAGGUGCCAGAAAAGAAACCAUCUAAAAAGAGAGUAAAACUACCAAGUCCUCCAAGUUAUGAAAUAGAAAGAGAAGGACCAGUACAGGAAAUCAGUUACGCCUCGGAAACAGAAUCAGGAUACUUACGUUUUGUAUCUGAGGAUGAAUUAGACACUCCUAAGAAAAUAAUACCAGCACAAAAACCAGUACCAGCACCACAACGUAAACCAGUACCAGAAAAGAAAUUGUUAUCUGAACAGAAAUGGGUACCAGAGAAGAAACUAUCACCUGAACGUAAACCAGUACCAGAACAGAAACUGUUACCAGAGAAGAAACCAGUAGCACAACAGAAGCCAGCCAAGAAAAGAGUCAAACUUCCAUCUCCUCCAGGUUAUGAGAUUGAGAAGGAAGGACCAGUACAACAGAUAAGUUAUGCCUCAGACACGGAAUCAGGAUAUCUACGUCUUGUGUCAGAGGAUGAACUAGACAGAUCAAGAGUUCAACACAGAACAGAGAAAAGAAUGUUUUUGGAGGCACCUAAGAUGCCAAAGUUAGCUCCAAAGCCAGUUAGGUUCAUAAAGAGGCAAGAAAUAGUGGAAAAAAAUCCACUUAAAGCUUCUUCAUUGCCACCAGAAACUAAACCUAAACCAGCCCUUAAAAAGCCUUCUGCAGCACCCCAGAUACCAAAGGUUAAACAUGUAGUUAGGAUACAACCUCCAGAAGGUUACCAGUAUACUGAUUCUGAUAGUCAUUAUGAGAUCCAGGAAAGAGGACCAGUCCAAGAGAUACAUUAUGUCUCUGAUACUGAAGCUGGUACCCUAAGACUGGUUCACACUACUGAGGAUGAGUCUGACAGAAAUGAUGACUUACAGCCACCAUAUCAGCCAGAGAUUCCCUUCUCAUUACAGACAAAAUAUGAACAAACCAGGUAUAACAAACCAUUGUCUCCGAGGGAGAAAAAGAAAGCCAAGAAGCCUUCACCACCCAAAGAGCAGAUUCCAAGCCAAGAGACUUAUCCCCCUUGGAUGGUUUCUACGGAGACAAAACUUGACCAAUCAGUGACAGUUACUGGCAAGCAUAAAGCCCCAGAAAUAACAGACAAAACAUAUCAAACAUCUAUAUCAGUAACAAAAUCAGAAGAUGAAGGAAAAGACACAUCUCUACCAUGGGCUGUGACUGAUACUACUGUUGGGAAAAGGACAGUUGUAACUAGUAAGAGAAUAGGACCAAAACCUUUUGACAAAACAUACACUGUAUCAUUAGAUGCCCAAGGAAGACAACCAGAGGAAGGGACUGUACUUCCCUGGGUAAAGGAUUCUAGGGUUGAGAAAACCGUUCAGAUCACUGGUGAAAGGCAAGGUCCUAAACCUUUUGAUAAGACAUAUGAAGCUACCAUGGUAAUCCCAAAAUGCCCUGAUGAAGUUGAUUCUAGUACUUAUCUACCAUGGAUUAAGGAUACUACUGUUGAACAAACUACCACAAUCACAGGGGAAAGAAAAGUACCAAAACCUUCAGACAAAAAUUAUGAAACUUCAGUCACAGUGGCCAAGAAACCAGUGCAAACAAAGAAAAAGCCUGGUGUAAAUUUACCCCCAUGGGUCAAAGAAACUGAAGACAAAACAUAUGAAUCAUCAGUCAAAGUGCCAAAGAAACCAGUUGAAUUGAAGGAAAAACCUCACAUAGAUUUCCCCCCAUGGGUAAAGGAAACUCAAAUUAAACAAACUACUACUCUUUUUGAAGAAGGUAAGAAAGGACCAAAACCAUCUGAUCAGUUGUACGAAUCAUCAGUCACAGUGCCAAAGAAACCAGUUGAAUUGAAGGAAAAAACUCAUAUAGAUUUCCCCCCAUGGGUGAAGGAAACUCAAAUUAAACAAACCACUACAGUUAUGGCAGAAGGGAGGAAAGAACCACAGCCAUCAGAUCAAUUGUACGAAACAUCAGUCACAGUUGAAACAAAGCCCAAUGAAACAAUCAGCCAACCUGCAGUUACCUACCCACCAUGGGUAAAGGAAACUGAAGACAAAACAUAUGAAUCAUCAGUCACUUUGCAAAAGAAACCAGUUGAAUUGAAGAAAAAACCUCAUAUAGAUUUCCCCCCAUGGGUGAAGGAAACUCAAAUUAAACAAACCACUACAGUUAUGGCAGAAGGGAGGAAAGAACCACAGCCAUCAGAUCAAUUGUACGAAACAUCAGUCACAGUUAAAACAAAGCCCAAUGAAACAAUCAGCCAACCUGGACUUACUUACCCACCAUGGGUCAAGAAAACAGAUGACAAAAAAUAUGAAUCAUCAGUCAUUAUGCAAAAGAAACCAGUUGAAUUGAAGAAAAAACCUCACAUAGAUUUCCCACCAUGGGUGAAGGAAACUCAAAUUAAACAAACCACUACAGUUAUGGCAGAAGGGAGGAAAGAACCACAGCCAUCAGAUCAAUUGUACGAAACAUCAGUCACAGUUGAAAGAAAGCCCGAUGAAACAAUCAGCCAACCUGGACUUACUUAUCCCCCAUGGGUUAAAGAUACAAAAGUUGACAAAACUGUCACUGAAGAAAGAGUUCCUUUGUCACUAGAGGAACAGUACAAGACCUCUCUCAGUAAAAAACCAGAGGUAAAAAUGAAACCAAAAGUUCAGUAUCCACCAUGGAUGAAAGAUACAGAGAUUGACAAAACAACAACUAUUACUGCAGAAAAGAAAGUUUGGAAACCGAUCGAGAAAAAGUUUCAGACCUCUGUAACAACUAUUCCUCAGACUGAAACCCAGCAAAAACCUGAAGAGCAAUAUCCACCAUGGGUAGUCAGGGAUACAGAGGUUGAUAAAAUGACAUCUGUCACUGCAGAAAAGAAAGUUUGGAAACCAAUGGAGAAGAAGUUUCAGACAUCUGUAACAACUGUUCCUCAGACGGAAGAGCAGGGUAAACCUGAACAGGAAUAUCCACCAUGGGUAGUCAGAGAUAAAGAGGUUGAUAAAGUGAUAUCUGUCACUGCCGAAAAGAAAGUUUGGAAACCAGUAGAGAAAAAGUUUCAGACCUCUGUAACAACGGUUCCUCAGACUGAAGACCUACCUGAAGAGGAAUAUCCACCAUGGGUAGUCAGGGAUACAGAGGUUGAUAAAGUGACAUCUGUUACUUCUGAAAAGAAAGUUUGGAAACCGAUUGAGAAAAAGUUUCAGACCUCUGUAACAACCGUUCCUCAAGUCCAAGGUAAACCAGAGGAUGAAUAUCCUCCAUGGGUCAUCAGGGAUACAGAGAUGGAUAAGACUGUGACAGUGUCAGCCAUGGGAAAACAAACAAAACCAAAAGAUGAAACCUAUAAAACAUCUGUUACUGUUAAAGGCAAGGGAAAAUACCCAGAAGAAAAAAGAGAAGUGACUGAAAAGAAAAUUCAGCUGUUUCCAGGACCUCUCCAGAAAGGGAUGGUUCUGGCAGAGAAAAAGUUAACAAUACCACUUGUACCACCAAAGCCAGGGAAAUCUGCUGACACUGAAACACGAGUAAUGUCUGCUGAAAAACCAGGUGGCAUUGGAGUAUAUGAAACUGAAGAAUCAACUAGAACUGUUCUUGAGAAAUUUCCUAUAGUUCCACCUAAACUUGUAAUACCAGUUGAAGAACUGAAACUGACUUUGUCAGAUUUAGACACAGAAAAAGUUAUCUGCCCUUAUCCUCAAGAUGAAGAUUUCAUGUUUUUGGAAGCUGUGUUUUCAUCACCAUGGACACCUACAACAGAUACUGUCCAAGAAGCUGUAAUAAAACUUGAACAGAAACCCUACCUGAGGGAUCUGGACAGAGAAAGCGCUGUACGUGAAUUCAUUCGCCGUGAAGGUGAGACACCAGCUGAGGAAGACAUUUACAACAAAGAUAAACAACAAGCACCAAAGUUUAAGACGCCUCUCAAAGACCUGACAAACCUAAAGGAGAAUGACAAAGCCCACUUUGAAUGCAAAUUAGCACCUUAUGGUGCUCCUUUGAUGAAAGUAGAAUGGUAUAAAGAUGGAGAACCACUUCAUCAUGGUCACAGAUUUAAACCAUUGUAUGACUUUGGAUUUGUUGUCUUGGACAUCAAAUACGUUUUCCCAGAAGAUUCUGGAACUUACACAUGUAAAGCUACAAACCAAUAUGGUGAAGACGAAGUGUCAUGUGUUGUCAAGGUUAAAGGCAAGAGAGCAGUUAUUUCUGACACACAGUUGCCAGGAGAAGGCGCUAUCAAACUACAGGAAAUGGAGGAACACUGGAGAACUCCUAUGAUACUAGAUGAACAAGAAUUGACUGAACCAAAGAAGAAACGACACCCACCAUCUAUAGAUCUCAAACCAGAACCCAUAGAAGUCGCUGAGGGUGAACCAGCUAAAUUCAUGGUCAAAGUUAGUGGCCACCCACGACCUCGUGUCACAUGGUGGGUCAACGAAACUCAGAUCAUGGCUGGAUCAAGAUUCCAAGUACGAUACGAUGGUAUGAUGCACUACAUGACAAUUCUAAAAGUUCGGGAAUACGAAGCAGGACAAGUCCGUGUUGUCACAAAGAAUUCUGAAGGUGAAGCCGAGGCUAGUACAACCUUGUCUGUGGUACCCAAGGAUGAUUGGAGGUCAAAACUCAGACAAGCUCCUAAAGGAGAGCUUGAAAUUGAAUUAGACAGAAGACACAAGAUUGAACUGAGAACACCUGAAUUGCAAAAGGCAUUUGAAAAACCAAGAGCUACUGAAUUCCAACUUAAGCAAAUUGAAAGAGCUGCAGAAACUAGAGUCAAAAUGAAACAUGACAAAGAAAUAAGAAAAACCGAAUAUGUCAGCAUUUCUAGUCAGUACAGACAGCUUCCACAAGAAAUACCAGCAGCCAGAGCUGUCAGACAAGAUCGUCCAGAAAUACAGAUUGACAUUCAGAGAGCUAAAAUUAUUCCUGUCAUGCCAGAACAGCAACCAGAGGAGUCCAAGAUGUCGGAGACAUUUAUUACAUUGGAAAGACGAGAACCUCCUGUCUUUACCAAGCCACUCAGACCUUCCAGAAUAACGGAAGGAAAACCUGUCACGUUGGAGGUCCACUAUAAAGGUUUCCCACCACCAAUCAUAUCAUGGUAUCGGGAUAACUUUGAGAUCCAACCAUCACAUGACUUCCAGAUAAACACAACAGAGACCGUGAGCACACUCAGUAUUCCUGAAGUAUUCCCAGAAGAUACAGGAAUGUUUACUGUCAAAGCUUACAACAUGUACGGCACAGUACAAUGUAAAGCUAAACUCACCGUCAUAGAAGAAGAGGAACCAGAAAGAGACCAGCCCCCAGAGUUCAGAAGUCUGAUCAGAGAUACUAAUUCACUAGAGGGAGAACCAGCCACAUUUGAUUGUCAAGUUUCUGGACGUCCUAAACCAACUGUUCAGUGGCAAAAGGAUGGCCAUUCAAUCCCAGACAGUCCUCGAACCAAGUUUAUUGAGGAAGAUGAGAAUAACACCUUCCUGAUUUAUGAGGUUAAACCUGAAGAUGCUGGACAAUACAGUUGUGUGGCCUUGAACCCAGUUGGCAAGGCUACAUGUACAGCUAGACUUAAUGUAGAAUUGCCAGUUGGACCACCAGAAACAUUAGAGGCACCAAAGCCCAUAGAACCAGUAAAGGCCCCUACUGUUGUAGAAGGUCCAAAGAAUAAUGUAGUUGAUGAGGGAGAACCUGCCACUUUUGUUGCAAAGAUAUCAGGCUACCCAGUUCCAGUGGUGACAUGGUACCGUAACAACCAGAUUGUGAAGCCAUCCAAGUAUUUCCAGAUGGAAACAACACCAGAAGGGACACACAGCCUUAACAUACUGGAAGCUUUCCCUGAAGACACAGGAACAUACAGAUGUGUUGCUAGGAACAAAGCAGGGGAAGUAACCUCAUCAGCCUUCCUCAAAGUUCAUGGAUUGGAGAGUGAGACAGAGCAGCCACAACCAACUACUGCCCAGAAACUACAACCACCAAGCAUUACUAAACCAAUCACCAACACACUAGUGGUGGAAGGAAGUGGUGCUAAGUUUGAAUGUCAGUUCUCUGGACAACCACAGCCAGAGAUCAAAUGGCUGAGGAAUGGUCUACAGGUUAUUCAGGAUUCCAGAAAUUACAAGAUUGAGAGAAACCCUAACAGUACAGUAUUAACUAUCAAAGAGUCUUUCCCAGAGGACAGUGGACUGAUCACAUGUCGUUUGAAGAAUGCUAUAGGAACAACAGAAUGUUCUGCAGAGCUCUAUGUACAAGACACUGAAGAAGCCAGACUUCUGGAGGAGAAAUACAUUACCACAAUCAAGACAACACCACCAGACUUUGUCAAAGCUCUUUCUCCAGUUACAGAGUUCCAACCAGGAGAAACAGCCAAAUUGGAAGCCACCAUCAAGGCCUACCCACCACCAAGGUGUACCUUCUAUAUCAAUGGACAACCUAUUGUACCAACACCAAGACGUAACAUAGUACGGGAAAAAGACACAGUCAUUCUUAUAAUAAUCAAUGCCCAGAAGGAGGAUGAGGGUGAUUACCAGCUGAACGUGGAGAACGAAGUUGGAUCUGUUACCUGUAAAACAACUCUUACCAUGGCUCCUAAAGAGAAAUUCAUUGAAAUAGUUCCUAAGACAGAGACUUACACAAUGACUGAGACCACCACAACUGUCACACGUGAGGAACGUGUUAUACAGCAAAUGGUGAAACCUGAGUUUGUAACCCCACUAGAACCAGAAAUAUAUGUUAGGGAGAGAGGCAUAGCUAGACUUGAAUGUAAGAUUGGUGCCUAUCCUCCACCACUGGUAACAUGGUAUAUCAACGGUGUGGAGGUUGUACCAUCACCUCAUUAUGAAGUAUUGAAUGAGGAGGGUAAGACUACCUUACUGAUCAUAGAGGUAGGACCAGAGGACACGGGAGAGUACACAUGUAGAGCUGUAUCAGAGAUAGGAGAAACAACAUGUAGCUCUACACUAUAUGUACAAGAGCCAGCAACAGAGGAACUAACUAUACCAAAGAGACCAACUGACAUGGCAGAAUUACAGCCAUCACCAACUGAGUCUCUCCACCCACCCAAAUUUGUCAAACCAUUACCAUCAUUAGAAGCUGUUGAUGGUCAGGAACUUAGUAUCCCAUGUAAAAUCAUUGGUAAACCUCCACCACAGAUUUCAUUCUUCCACAAUGGCAAAAACAUUGACCAGGAUGAUGAGUAUGUUAUAUCGUACAAUCCUGACACGGGCGAGAUAAAUCUACUGAUCGUAGAAGUCUUCCCCGAGGAUGAGGGAGAGUAUGUCUGUAUUGCUCAGAACCCUGUGGGUGAGGCAAGUACUAGGUCAUACCUAACCAUUGUAGAGACAGGAGUGGAGCCAUAUACAACAGAGGAGGAAACCAUGGAUAUCGAGGAAGAGGAGGUUGUACCCCAGGUUGUAAAGAGGCCACAAGCACCUGUUGAACUCAAAUCAUAUGAAGUAGAAGAGAUGGAAGUCACACCCACCAUCAUUGACAGGCCAAAACCUGAGCCACUGGUCAAAGAAAAACCACAUGAAGAAUCUCCUGAAAGGGAGAGAAUUCAACCAGUAGAAAAAACUAUACUGAAACAACCUGUUGAGGAAGUUGGUGAAGUUGUUGAAGAAGAAGCAAUUCAACCAGCCAAAAUACCAAAGAAGGAGUUACCUCCCUUCAAACAUGUAGCAGAAACUGAGGAAGAACAUAUUGUCCCAGAAAUGAUUACCAAGAAAAUUGUUAUUCCUGACAAGGAAUUAUCAGACAAAUUUGACAAAACUGGAGGUCAACCUAUAGGGGAACCAGCCAAACGUAAACCAGACCUUGUUCCUGAAUAUGACACAAUGGAGGAGGCACAGGCUAUUGAGGAAGUGCCACCUGAAUUCUCAGAUUUACUGAAACCACAGAUCAUACAAGAUGGCAAUGAAGUUACCAUGACCUGCACAGUGGUUGGUAUUCCAACACCAGUAGUCAAAUGGUACAAGGAUGAUCAUCAGAUCAUUCCAAGUACUGAUUUCAAAAUAGAAUUUGAGGAGAACACUGGCGUAUGCAAACUUACAAUUCCAGAAGUUUUCACAGAUGAUACUGGUGUAUAUGCAUGUGCUGCUAAAAAUCCAUUUGGUGAAAGUGUAACAACGGCUAAUUUGGUUGUCCAACCUACUUCAGAUGAAGAAGAUGAAGAAGAGAUGGACAUAUCAGUAGGCCCUGACAGACAUGUCACUAGAAUGGAAAUGUCACCAGAGUUCAUACGACCUCUGAUACCUGAGACUAGAGUACCUGAGGGAGAUAUAGCCAGGUUUGAAGUUGAGGUCAGAGGUGAACCACAACCAACAGUGACCUGGUAUAAAAAUGAGGUCAAACUUCAACCCACUGAUAAAGUAGUUGUGACUGAAGAAAACAAUAAAACAACACUGAUUAUUCAUAAUGUUAAUCCCGAGGAUGUUGGUGAUUACAUCUGUGUGGCAGAGAAUGAGAGAGGCGUGGUUACAUGUAAAUCUACUCUUGUUAUCAAACCUGUGAAGAAAGUAGAAUUUGUAUUGCCAACUGAUCAGAAACCAGAUGAAGAAGAGACUGUACCAAAACAACCUGAGGAAUUCACCCCUCCAGAAUUUACUGAGCUUCUCAAGCCAAAAACUGUUAAUGAUAGCUCAAGAGUUGAACUGAGAGUGCAGUUCCUUGGCAAACCACAGCCUAGAAUCAUCUGGUACCACAAUGGAAAAGAGAUAAAACCAAGUCAUGACUUCCAGAUCAUCAUUGACUACAGCAAGAAGGAGAGUAUUCUGAUUAUUGUGGAAGUCUUCCCAGAGGAUGAGGGUGAAUACACUUGUACUGCCAGGAAUCCAUAUGGAGAGUCUAUCACAUCUUGUCGACUUGUUGUUGUUGCUCCAGAUGAAGAAAUUCCAUCAGAAGAGUACCAUAGAACUACCAUUGAAGUACAGCAGUUGUCACCAGAAACUGAAAGACCUAUUCCUGUCCUAGAGCGCCAUAGAUCCAGGAUUGAUAUUCAACCAACAGAAGAAAUGCAACCCAUUAUUAUACCUGAGGAUACAAGCUAUAUUGAGACAAUAUCUCUUGAUAAGGUGCCAACAGUCACACAACCAUCGGCGAAACCAACAGCCUUUGAAAUACAAAUUGGCUUUCCACAAGCACCAAUAACAACAUCAUCUGUAAUCACAGAGACUACAACAUACACUCAGGUUACUACAGAAACAUUCCAAGAUGAAGAGGACAUUCCAAAAAUUGUUGAAGGUGACUCGAUUCAUACGACAAGAGUCACAGUAAACAAAGAAGACGAAAAGAAACCUGUGGAAGUUAUUGUACAAAUGCCUGUUAAAGGCCCACAGGAUGUUACAGAAGUAACAAGAGAAACAAGAACAAUUACCACUGAGGAAAUCCGUGCUGUUCCUAUGGAGGAGAUAGAAGGUACAACAGAGGUACAUACUGAAACUAUUGAAAUUGUGCCUGAAGAGCAACAGGAAGUUCAAUUUCAGGUUACAAUUCCAUCAAAGGAAGUUCAUAAAACUGAAAUCAUCACAGGAAAAGAAAGAAGGCCUUCAGCACAAAAAAUUGAAGUGGAAGUUCAUAAAACAACAAUGAAACAAAAACCAACUGAAAUUAUUGCUAAAGUUGUUAAAGAGGUCAGUGGGACUGAAAUUGAGGUCACUGAGAUGAAAGAUAUACCACGUCCUCAAGAUGAACAAAUUGAAGAAAUUAGACAAACAAUUGAAAAACCUCAGGAUGAAGAAAUUAUCCCUAUGGAAGAAGUUCCAGAAGAAGGGAAACCUCAGGAAGAAGAAAUUAUCCCAAUGGAAGAAGUACCAGAGGAAAGGAAGCCUAUUGUGGAUGAAAAGACAGAAAUUACGAUUCCUAUGACUAAAGAAAUUCAAGAAGCUGUUGAAACAGUGAUAUCAAAAACUACCAUUGAGAAAAAGAAACCUGCUGUUGAUAAACAUUUUAAAGAUGAAAUUUCUAUUGAAGUCAAACCAGAGGAAAAACUUCCAGAAGAACAAAGAGUUGAAAUCUUGUUAGAUAUAGCUGAUCAACUUACAAAGGAAGAAAAAGUUGAAAUUGUUGUUCCUGUCCCUGAAGAAAAGGAAGAAGUGACUGAAACAGUUGUCACAGAAGUCAAAGUUGACAAGAGAGAGAAGCAUAUAGAAGAAUUAACAAUGAAUAUCAUGGGAGAAGCCAUGAAAGAAGUACAAUUCGUUCUUCCUGUAAAACCAGUUGAAGAAGAAAAACCCAAAGAACAGACUGUAGAAGAAGUUACUAUACAGACUGUCAAAGAAGAAUUUACUUUUGAAGUUCCAGAGACUGAAGAAGUACAGAAAGAGGAGACAACUCUUGAGAUUCAGGAAGUUCCUGGAGAAGAAUUUCAGAUUGACAUCAAAAUGGAACAACCUGAACAGGAAGUACCUGUUGUUAUGGAAGUGUCUGAAGUUGAAUCAGUUACAGAAACAUCAUCUGAAACUGUUACACUACCUGAGAGUGAACAGGAAGUUCCUCAGGAGCUUACCAUCCAGAUUGAUGACAAACUUGAGGAAGAGGUCAGCUUUUCCUUUGCAAUUGAUGAUACAGAAACUACAUCAGUGGAGUCAACAAGAACUACUGAGGUAACUGAGGAAACCGACACUCAAGUUACUUUUAUAACCACUGAUGUGGAAGAAACAAAACAGCAGGAUAUAACAUUUGAAGAGGUGCCAACAGAAACAACAGAACUAGUCAUCCAAACAACAAAGGAAACUGAAGCACCAGUUGCCAUGGAAACAACUGGGGAGGAAAUGUCAUUCACUUUCAAAGCACAACCUUCUGAAUCUGUUGAGUUUUCUAUGGAAGGGCAACCAGAAAAAGAAACAACUGAACAAGAAAUAACAACUUUUACAGAGGAAACUGGUACUGAAACUGUUGAAACAUUUGAGCUACCAGUAUCGCAGGAUACAUAUACAGAAGAAAUGACUCUUAAUAUUGAAGGUCAACCAUCUGAAUCUGUUGAGUUUUCUUUAGAAAUACAACCAGAAAAAGAAACAACUGAACAAGAAAUUACAACUUUUACAGAGGAAACUGGUACUGAAAGUGUUGAAACAUUUGAGCUACCAGUAUCGCAGGAUACAUAUACAGAAGAAAUGACUCUUAAUGUUGAAGGUCAACCAUCUGAAUCUGUUGAAUUUUCUUUAGAAAUACAACCAGAAAAAGAAACAACUGAACAAGAAAUUACAACUUUUACAGAGGAAACUGGUACUGAAAGUGUUGAAACAUUUGAGCUACCAGUAUCGCAGGAUACAUAUACAGAAGAAAUGACUCUUAAUGUUGAAGGUCAGCCUGAAGAAGAAUUUGAAAUGACUUUAGAAUUCCCAGGUCCUGAAAAACAAACUACAGUUAUCAAGGAAACCACAACUACUGAAGUUGUUGGUAAUAUCGGAGAGGCCUUCACAUUUCAAUUACCAGAAAGUGAUGAAUCAACAAUUCAAAUUUCAACAAUUGAAACAGAAGAAAAGCCUCAAGAAGAAAUUGAAAUGACCUUUGAACUUAAUGAUCAAGAGGUUCCAGAGGUGACAGAAACAACUCUAAUGGAAACAACCUCUGAAAGCGUCACAGAGGAAGUGACAUUUGAACUAUCUGAAAUAGAAGAAACUGACAAAGGAGAGGUCACUCUUGAUGUUGAGGACAAACCUAAAGAGGGAGUCAAACUUACAUUAAAAAUGCCUUCUAAAGAAGAAGAAAGUGUUGCCAAAAUUGUUAUUACCCAAGAGGAGAUUACCGAAACAUCUGAAAUGAUAGAUAAGGCCACAACAACACAGGAAAUAUUUGAUGUAGAAAUUCCUGAAGGCCAUAGUCCACCAGAAUUCACUUGGGGUUUGACAACCCUGAAAGUUAUGGAUGGAGAAGAGGCCAAAUUCCGAUGUGAGUUACAGGGAAUUCCCACUUGUCAAGUUGAAUGGUUCCAUGAUGAUAAACCACUUUAUGAGACACAAGAUUUCCAUUUGACCUUUGACACUGAAUCAGGAUCAUGUACUCUGCUGAUUGUUGAAGUUUUCCCACAAGAUGCUGGAGAGUAUCGCUGCGAGGCUGUCAACCCUUAUGGCAAAGCUGUCACCAAGGGCUUCUUGGAAGUGGAAUCAUAUGAAUAUGUACCUGACACAGAGGAAGCUUCUGACUCGUUUAUGUCGUCAAUGGAUACACCAUCUCCUCGACCACCAGUAGAUUCUGAUACAGAGAUGGCUGCAUUCCCCAAGGAAUUCAUGGAUGAGAUACAGAAACUUUCAUCUAAUGGUAUGGAAAUAGACAUUGAUGAAGUGAAGAAAGCUGCAUUAAUGGAACUGACAGAGAGAUCAGAAGAGAUUGUGUCUGUGCCUGAAGCUGGAGAAGAGGAGAAAUCUCAGCCUUCAGACGUCCCAACAGAAGAGGCACAACCUGAACAGGAAACACCACAAGAAUCAAUGGUGACAAUCUCAGAAGAAACACAUGAACAAUCUCAAAUUACUGAAAUUAUUACUGAAAAACCAGAAGAGACAAAACCCUCUGAGAUUCCCGGUGAAGAAAUUACACCUGGAAUUAAAUCUCCAAUUGAGUCAAAAGUGACAAUAUCGGAGGAAACACCCGAGCAACCAGAGGUAACUGAAGUUGAAGUUGCAAAACCAGAAGAAACACAGCCAUCAGAAGUUCCAGUUACAGAAACUAAGCCUGAACUGGAAGCACCAACUGAAUCUAAAGUAACUGUUGCAGAAGAAAAAUCAGAGCAACCAGAAUUUACUGAAGUCGAGAUAAAAAAAACAGAAGAAGCAGUACCUUCUGAAGUUCCAACAGAAAAAUCCAAACCAAUAACAGAAGCUCCAGUUGAAACAAAGGCUACUGUUGAUCAAGAAUCGACAGAACAAAUAGAAAUAUCUGAAUUCCAACCAGAAAAACCACAGGAAGUGACAAAAGAGGAGAUCACUGUUGAAGUCAAACCACAGGAAGUAACAAAUGAGGAGAUCACUGUAGAGAUCAAACCACAGGAAGUGACAAAAGAGGAGAUCACAAUAGAGGUCAAACCACAGGAAGUAACAAAAGAGGAGAUCACAAUAGAGGUCAAACCAGAAGAUGUCAAAAAGGAAGAAAUUACUAUAGAGGUCAAACCAGAAGGCAUCAAAGAAGAUAUUACUGUGGAAGAAGUACCAGAAGAAACAUUUAAGACAACAUUAGAGCAGGAAGCUCCAAUGUUCACCAUCCCCCUCACGGAUCAGUCCGAGACGGAGAAUAAGGUUGUUAAGUUAGUGGCGGAGUACACAGGACGUCCUCCACUGACAGUGACAUGGUACCUGGAUGGUGAUGAGAUUACUCCCAGCGAGGGUAUCGAGAUUGUCACCGAGGAGCGACAAACUGUCCUUACAUUUAGGGAGAUUUUCCCUGAGGAUGAAGGCGAAUAUUGGGUGGAGGUUGCUAAUGUCGCUGGAAAAAUUCGAUCCACAGCUUAUGUCACAGUACUUCCCUUUGAAGUUGAAGAGAAACCAAAAGAGACUACAGUUGAAAUCACAACAAAACUAACUGAAGAAACUACAGAAGAAAUUGAGGUCAAGGAGGUCACUGCCAUGGAGAUUGAGGUAACAGAAAAACCAAAAGAGGUUGUAUCCAUGGAGAUUGAAGUGAAGGAGGAGAAACCAUCAGACCUAACAACUGUUGAAAUAGAGGUCAAGGAUCAACCUAAAAGCACUGUUUCCUUGGAGAUAGAGGUUGAAGAACAGCCAUCAGAAAUUAGUGUCACUGAAGUUGAAGUCGAUAAGAAACCUACUGAAAAGGUCACAACAGAAAUCCAUGUUACUAAAGAUGAAGAAUCUACCCUAACCUUUGAAGUUGAAAAACCAUCCAAACCAGAUACAGAAGAAAGAGUAAUUCCGGAGAUAGCUCCGGCCCCCAAAGAGGUCGAAGAAGGGGUCCCUGAAGCUCCCCGUUUCAUAGAGACCCUCCAACAACAUAUAGAUGUGAUGGAAGGCACACCUGUCACAUUACAAUGUGUCACAGUGGGACAACCUACUGUCACAUGGUACCAGGAUGAUGAGCCACUCGAAGAAAGCGACCAUUUUGUUGUGGAAUUUGACAGUGGUGUUUGUCGCUUAACUAUUAGCGACAUAUUCCUGGAGGAUGAAGCUGAAUAUAAAUGCACAGCAGUUAAUGAAUUUGGCAGUGCCAGUACUAUUGUUGAACUUUUCGUUGAAAAACCUCAUAUUGCUGCUGAAAGUGAACAAGACAUUGUUGGCACUCAGGUUGCACAAGAAAUAACAGAAGAGGAACAAUUAACAAUAGAAACAGCCCCUCAACCAGAGGAAGAAGCUGAAUUAGUGCCUGCCGAGCAGACAAAAGUUUUGGAGGGUCAGGACAUUGAAGUACCUGAUAAAGUGAUUACAUCUACAACAGAAAUCACAACAUUAGACACUACUGGAAGUGAUAUCAUCACUUCUGAGACGGAGGAAGUUUCUUUCGAAAUCGUAACAAAGGAAACAGCAGAGACUGUUUCAGAAGAAUUUACGAUAGAAGAGACACCUCUUCCUGAGGAGAAGGAAGUUCCUCUCAAGGCGACAGUUCCCGAAGUCUCCGAAACGUUCACUGAGGAGACUGAGGUAUUUAUAAGCGAAGAAACUCAACCAGAGGAUGUUUCCCUCACAACUACACUUCCAGAAGUCUCUGAAACUAUUACCGAAGAGACUGAGAUCUUAAUAAGUGAGGAAACCAAACCAGAAGACAUGAAAGAGGAUAUAACUAUUGAGGAACAACUGUUUCAGCCCAAGGAGGAAUUUCCUCAGUUCGAAGAAGCUCCCAAGGAGGAGAAACUAGAAAUAAUUGAACAGGAAGAGGAAGUGCCUACCUCGCUCACUGGGGAGGCUCCAGUAUUUACCACAAAAUUAGAACAUUUCACCAUUCCUGAAGGACAGACAGUUAAAUUUAUCUGUAUUGUUAAAGGAAUACCCCGCCCAGAUGUCACAUGGAUCCUUGACGAUCAUCCAAUCACAGAUGCUGUUACAUACAAGACAGAAUAUCUUCCUGAUGGUACUUGCACUUUAGAAAUUGAAGAAACCUUUAAGGAGGAUGAAGGAGAAUACAUAUGCAAAGCCACAAAUUCAUUUGGUUCAGCAAGAACAACAGCAAACUUGACACUGAAAGCUCAAGAUGCAGCACAGCCAGUUGAAGAAAGGGAGGAGAUUUCUGCUGAUUUCAAGUUUGAUCUUCAAGAAAAAGCAGAAGGAGAAGAUGUUGAGGCUGAGUUUAGACUCAGUGAAACAGUUUCAGAUAGACAGGAUGUACAAGCUGAAUUCAGACUGGGUGAAACCUUGUCAGAAAAGGAGAGACUGACUGCAGAAGAAGAGAAAGAGAUAAUUUCAGAUGAAGAAAAGAGACGAUCAUUGUCUGUUUCCUCUGAAGAAAUAGAAGAAGAAAUCACUCAUAUUGAAGAAAAACCAGAAUCUCCAGUGACUAUCACUGUUGAAGAAAAAGAGAUAACUAAAGCCCCUGAAAUAAUCCAGUAUUUGCAAGACAUUUCUGCACAAGAUGGAGGCCAAGCACAGUUGGUUUGUAAAGUCACAGGCAUUCCACGUCCAUCAGUCACAUGGUACAAGGGAGAGGAGAUGAUUUUCCCAUCUGAGGAAUUCAAAGUAGCCUAUGAAGAAGACGAAUGUACGCUAAUCAUUGCUGAUGUUUACCCUGAAGAUGCAGGACAGUACAAAGUUGUGGCUAAAAACGAUGUCGGAACGGCUAUGACAACUUGUGAUUUAUCUGUCUUAGCUCCAGAAGAGACAGUAGAAGAACCUGAAUGGCUGGCUCCAUCUUUUAUACAGAAACCUAAAUUCCAGACUGUUGAUGUUGGACAAACUGUUAUGUUUGAAGCCAAAAUUGUAGCCAAUCCAGGACCACAGAUCCACUGGACCAGGAAUGAUAUUCUAUUGUCCAGUGACAAGAAAAUACAGAUAGAGACAAAACAAGAUGACCACUUGUACCACACCACUAUCCAGCUGAAUGAUGUUUUGGCUGAAGAUGCAGGAACUUAUAAAGUGACUGCUCAAAAUGACUAUGGAGAGGCCAAUGUCUCUGUAUCACUGCUAGUCAAAAAACCCUCUGGACCAGAGCAAACAGACUUCAGAGAAAAACUACAGACUCAAGUGAAAACCAAAGUUGGCGUCAAAAUCAAAGCAGAGCAGGUUGACUUCCGUAGCUUGUUACAAAAGUCUACAGUCAAAUCUAAGAAAUUUGCUGAAGAUGUUACAGGGGAAGAAGUAACGGAAGAACAAACGGCAGAACAGAAAGAUUUCAGAGACAUUCUCAAGAAGGUUGAGAAACCAGAAGCACCUGAAUUUGUUAAGACUAUCAAAAACCAGGAAAUUCCUGAAGGUGAUGAGGUCAAAUUUGUCACCAAAGUUAAAGGUAAACCUGAACCAAUAGUAACCUGGUUCCAUGACGACCAGACCAUUGUAUCUGAUGACAUCUACAAGGUCAUCCCUGGUGAAGAAGGUGAAAGUACUCUUCUACUCCCUGAAGCCUUCCCAGAGGAUUCUGGGAAAUACUCAGUCCAAGCUGAAAAUGAGGCAGGAAAAGCUGAAUGUUCAGCUGUUCUCAAGGUCAUCACUGAAGAUGAAUUGGAUGCAGGAGAGGUAGAUGAAGCACCAAAACCAGAAGUCAUCAAGAAAGUGGAAGUUGUACAACAAGAAGCUGAACAACUAGACUUUAGGGAUGUUCUCAAAUCUCAAGUAAAAACAAAAGUUGGUGUGCAAUAUACAUAUGAGCAGUUGGAUUUCCGUACAGUACUUAAAUCUACAACUGUGAAGUCAAGGAAAUUUGAUGAAGAUGUUACAGGUGUUGAAACAACAGUAACAAUACAGGAAGCUGAACAAGUUGACUACAGAGAUGUUCUUCAAAAGAAACAACCAGAUGAUCUUGUUGCACCAGAGUUUGUAGUCAGUAUUGGUGACAUGAAGAUUCAGGAAGGUGAAUCUACUAAAUUUACAGUCAAGGCCAAAGGUCAACCAGCUCCAGAGAUCCAAUGGUUUGUCAACAAUGUACCAAUCAAAACAGAUGAUAUCUAUCAGGUGAUUCCUGGUGAAGAAGGGGAGAGUACUCUGGUACUUUCUGAAGCUUUCCCAGAAGACAGUGGUGUAUACACAGUGAAGGCCAUUAAUGAAGCUGGCCAAACAGAAGCUACAGCAUUACUUACAGUUAAUGAACUUAUUGAGGCUGAGUCACCCCAACCUGAGGAAGAAGAAGAAAAAGAGGAAGUUACCUCAUUUGAAAUCAAACCAAAAGAGGAAACUGAGGCUGAGAUCACAGUCCAAAUAUCUGAGGAGAAAGAACAACCAAAAGAUAUUGAGGAGGAGGUUAUAAUACAACCUGAGACAGAGGAGGAAGAAUCAUCGGAGAGGUCAAUCCCAGAGGAUGUCAGCUAUGAAGCCUCCUUUGAAGAAGAUUAUACUGUUUCAGCCGACAUGUCUAUAGAAGAACCUAUGACUACUCAGCCAAAAGAUAUUGAGACUGAGAGGAAGUUUGCUGAGGAACAUAUACCAGAACAACAAGAAGGUUACGUCAUGGUAUCGGAGGAAAAUAUUCCUGAAAAACCAACGGAAGAGGAAUUCACUAUCAUAACAAAAGAAGAAAUUCCUUCUCUAGACCUUCCCAAGACUGCCUCUGAUGAUGAUAAAGAUGUCAAACCCUACUCAGGUGGAUCUACAAGUUCAUUUGAAGAGGAGAAACCUAUACUGACUGAUAGACAAAUUAAACCGAAAACUGAUGAAGAUGUAUCUAUUUCAAGUGAUGAAGUUUCAGAAGAAGAUAUCGAGGAGGAUAUAACUGUUUCUUCUGCAACAUCUGAGGAAGAAAUAGAAGAAAAGGGAUAUGAAGUAUUAAUGCCUGAUAUCGUUCCCAAGGAAAAGGACCAGAAAAAAGAAGAUAUUUCUUCAAAGGCAUUUAAACCUAAAGCUCCUGAAAGGGUUAUCCUUGACGAUAUCCCAAUCCCAGAAGAUACUAAAAAACCAAGUAGAGAAUUUGAGUUUGUUCUUGGUGAAGAAGAAAAGGGCAAACAAAUUCAUGGGGAAGUUGAGGAAGAGAUCAUCUUACCUGAAGAAGAACAGCCUGAGUUCCUAACAAAAGACAUCACUGAACAAAUUGACAUUCCAGAAAAACCAACUCCUUCUGAUGUAAAAUUCAUAGGUAAGACAGAGGAGGGGGAGAUAACUGCUCCUGUGAAACCUCUUUAUGAAGAACAACCUGUGGAUAUUACUGGAGGACAAAUAUCUCAAGCAUGGAAACCAGAUGUUAUAGAACAACCUACUUUACUAUCCGAUGAGAAAUACAGAGGAAGAAUUCAGGAAAAAGAAAUUACUGCCCCUGAAAGGGUUGUUAGGGAAGAAGAAUAUCCUGUUGAUAUUGAAGACGAAGAUAUAUCUGAGGAAAGGAAACAAGAUAUUACUGAAGAACAUGAAGAUUAUGAGGCAGAUGAAAUGAUUAUUUAUGAAGAUCAAGAACAACCUGAAAACAUUGGAUUUAUAACACACACUAUUGAUUAUCUUGAGACUGUUCCUGAGGAAGACUCUUACAAUUCCUCCCAGGAUGCUAGCUUCUCUGUAGACGAUCAACCUGAGGGACCAACAGGUGAAGAUAUUGCUGUGGAGAAAGUGAUCAUGAGAGCUGUGAUCCAAGACAAAGAUAUUGAGGAAUCAAUUGAUAUAUCACAGGUGACAGAGACAUUUACAGCUGAUGUUUCUGAGAAGGUUACAAUCCCACAAUUCCUCAGGGAUUUAUCAGACCAGGAAGUGACAGAAGGUGACACAGUGACCUUCAUUGUACAAUUGGCAGGAUCUCCCUUCCCAGAAAUCUCAUGGUACAAAGAUGGUAAACUAAUUGAAUCAGGUGAUCAUUACAAAGUUGAGGUCAGAGGUAACUUUGCUUCUCUAAUUUUGAAAGAUGUUAUGCCUGAUGAUGAUGCAGAAUAUACUGUCAAGGCAACCAAUGAAGCUGGUACAACUUCCAGUGUAGGACAGCUCUUUGUUAAUCCAAUUGGUGAAGCACCAACAUUCAUCUCCAGAAUCGACGACAAGGAGAUCGAGGUUGGAGCUCCAAUUGUCCUUGAAUGCCAAAUCAGAGGACAUCCAAAACCAAGAGUAUCCUGGCUUAAAGACGGAGAAGAAAUCAUAGGAGACAGAUUUAUAUCUGAUGUCACAGAGGAGACUGCCAAACUAACAAUUUUAGACACAAUUCCAGAAGAUGAGGGCGAAUAUACCAUUAAAGCAAUAAAUGACAAAGGUGUCGCCACAAGUAGUGCUGAAGUACUCAUCCAAUUAGAGGCACCAAAAUUCACUGAUACAUUGAAAGAUGUUAGUGCACAAUAUUUAGACACUGCUGUUCUUGAAUGUACUGUUCAUGGUAAACCAACACCUAAAGUCACAUGGUUGGCCAAUGAUUCAGUUAUUGAGGAAAGUGCCAAGUAUCAUAUUAAACAAGAAGGUCAUCAUGCAGUGUUGGAAAUUCAUGACGUUUCAUUAGAGGACUCGGACAUUGUUUACUCUUGCCGUGCAGAAAACGCUGCUGGAGAAAUCAUAUGUUCGGCAAAUGUUGAGACACAAGAAAUUUCACCAGAAACAAGAGAAUCACCAGAAAAAGUUCCUAGCACAGAAGAGGCCGUGAAAGGGGAGGACACUGCUGUUAUUGUCACUGAAGGCAAAGCACCAGAAUUUCUACUCAAGAUACAAACAGAGACUGUUGAACAAGGUGAACUUGCUGAUUUCAACGUAGAAGUUUUAGGAACACCACGACCAGAAAUCCAUUGGUUGUACAAUGGUAUUGAGAUCAUACCAGACAAACGUCAUGCUAUAUUCGAUGAGAACAAUUUAUCCCACCUGCAAGUGUAUGACAUUGAUGAAGAUGUUAGAGGAACAUACUCAGUUGAGGCUACCAAUGAUUAUGGUACUGCCACGUGUAGUGCUGAAUUGGUGGUCAAAACACAACCAGAAGAAAUUACACAGGAACUCAUAGCUCCUAAGUUCAUUGUUGAGAUACAGACAUUCGAAGCUACAAUCGGAGAAACAGCUAAAUUUACCUGCAAAGCUAAAGGACAACCCAAACCACAAAUUCUGUGGUUCAAAAAUGACAAAGAGAUUACUAAGGAUGACAACAGAUUUAGUAUACAGUAUGGUGAUGAGGAAGGGGAGGAAACUCUUCUUAUUGUUGAUGUAUUACCUGAACAUGAUGGAACAUACUCAGUAGAAGCCAAGAAUACAGCUGGUAGUACUAAAUGUAAAGCUGAACUCUUUGUUGAAGAAGUCAGAGAGGAUAAACCCUCAGCUCCAGAGUUCAUUAGAGUACCAGAAAAAGUUUCUGCUAGGCAACAUGAUACAGCUCAAUUCAUGGUCAAGGUCAUUGGAACACCUAAACCUAAAGUUGUAUGGAAGAAGGACAACAUGGUAUUGGAAGAUAAAGAGCUCUAUCAAUUUGACAAGUAUGAGGACCAAUACUGUUUUGAGGUGAAGGACAGUGAUGUAGUUGAUGCUGGUGUUUACACCUGUGUUGCUACUAAUGAAGAAGGGGAGGUAACUGUUGACAUCCCCUUGAUUGUCAAUGAGAUUGAUCGUGAGAAGAGACUAUCGGAAUCCCCGCUAGUCCUCCGUCACCAAGACACAUCACAAGCACCAGAAUUCACCGAGAUCUUUGAGGCUGUUACUGUAAUGGAAGACAAGCCUUUAGAGUUAACAUGCAGAGUAACUGGACUUCCACGUCCUGAAAUCACAUGGCUGAAGGAUAACAAGGAGAUCGCUCAGUCUCCAAAUGUUAAAAUGUCAUACGAUGAUGAUAAAUGUACACUUAAAAUAAAGAAAACCAACAUCAUGGACCAUGAAGGGGAAUACAAAGUUAUUGCUGAAAAUCCAGCAGGUAUGGCUGAUGUAACAGCACCAGUCACUAUUGAGGGUAAAACAGAAAAACCAGAAUUCACACGUAAACUUAACAACCGUGAUGUCAAAGAAGGCAGACCUGUUAAAUUUGAAUGUUCUGCCAAGGGUAUCCCUGCACCUGAGAUUACAUGGUUUCUGAAUGACAAGCCCGUAGAAGGUGUACGCUUCCACACAGAUGUCCGUAAGAGUUUCUCUGACACUAUCUACAGUCUCAGUAUUGAUAAGACUGAGAUUGAAGAUGCUGGAGAAGUGAAAGCCAUUGCUAAGAACAAAGCAGGAGAGGCUGUUACCAUUGCCAAACUUCUUGUAGAAGAGAAGAAAGAAGCUCCUAAGUUUGUAAGAAAACUGGACACUGUGAAUGUUGUGGAGAAUGACACCGCCAUCCUAGAGGUGGAAGUAACAGGAAAACCAAAACCGCAUGUCACAUGGUUGACAAUGGACAAAGAAAUCCCUGACACAGACAGAACAAAGAUAGAGGUCGAAGGUAACAUCCACAGACUGACUAUCAAUGAUACCAAGAAAUCUGAUGAGGCCCUGUACACAGCACGUGCCAGCAACCCAGCUGGUCAGGUGUCUUGUAAUGGCAGAGUCAAGAUACAACCUGCUAGAAGACCUUCCAUUGUAACCAAAAUGGCAGACACAUUACUUCCAGAAAAUGCUCCUGCCAAAUUUGAAUGUCAAGUUGAAGGACUUCCUCUACCUAAUGUUAAAUGGUUUAUCAAUGAUAAGGAGAUAGAAGAAGGAGAGGAUGUUCACAUUAGAUUUGACAGACGUAGAAGUACUUACACACUGGAGAUUGACAAUGCCACACCUGAGAUGCAGGGUCUUCUCAAAGCUGUGGCUGCCAAUGCCAUGGGAGAACAACUAAUGACAGCUAACCUAGAGGUCAGAGGUCAAGCUCCUAAGUUUGAAGAAACUCCACUCAAAUGUACCAUACUGGAAGGUGACUCUGGAAUGUUCAGAUGUUUGGUAUCUGGUGAACCUGCUCCAGAAAUUCUCUGGUCCAAAGGUAAAUGGAAUAAAAUCAAAGAUGGUGGAAAAUACAAAGUAUACAAGGAUGAGAAUACAGGUGAAAAUGUCCUAGAAAUAGGUGACAUCAAGAAAAAAGAUGCUGGAACAUACCUGGUCACGGUUAAGAACGAGCAUGGUACAACUGAUGCACCAGCAACACUUAUUGUAACAGACAAACCUGAGGAUGUACAAGAUUGGAAAGACAUGCUCAAACACAGAGAAAUUGAAAGGAGACAGAUUGAGGAAGAGGAACUGGUACUUCCUAAUCUUAAACAUGUGGAGCAGGAAGAACCUACACCUGAAGACAAGAAGAAGUUUUCCCCUGGAUUCAUGGAGCACGAUGAACCUGUGGCUUUUGAAAUAUUCAAGAAAAGACGAGAAUCUCAGCUGGCUCAAAUCCCAGAGCGAUCAGAGCCAGAGAAGACAAAGAGAGAAAAACCAGAAUUAGAGACCUAUGAAAAACCCAAGCCUGAGGAGAAAUCUCCUGAAAAAGAAAAAGAAAAGGAGAAAGAAAAAUAUGUCAGAGGUGUUAAACCAAAGGAGAUUGAAGAAGUUGAAGACUUCCAACUCAAAAUACCUAAGGCUGAUUGGAAGUUUAUAACUCCUCUCAAAGACACUACCGUCAAGGAAACAGAAGAAGCCAUCUUUGAAUGUGAAUUAAACAUUUCAAACGUUUCUGUUGCCUGGACUGUCAACGAUCAGGUGAUAGAACAAAGUCCAAAGUACAUCAUCAAAUCUGACAAGACAAAACAUACUCUCAUCAUUGCCAAAUGUCUACCUCAAGACAAAGGGGAGGUAACCUGCUCCUAUGCAAAAUUGCAGACAAAGGCUAAAUUGACAGUUGAAGAAGUGCCAGCAGAGUUCAUCUUGAAGCUUGAGGAUGCCAAGGUUGAACCAAGCCAAGAUGCCACCUUCACAUGCAGUGUCAACAAAGAGGAUGUUGAGGUCAACUGGUUGAUUGACAACAAAGAGGUACCAGAUUCACCAAAAUAUGAUGUGAAACAUGAAGAUGUGACACAUUCCCUGACUAUUAAGGAUAUUGAUGUUGGUGAUUCAUGUGAAGUGUCAGCAUUGUUUGGUGACACAUCAACUUCAGCCAAACUUUUUGUCCAAGAUGUAGCUGCUGAUUUCUCCUUGCCACUUAAAGAUGCCACUGGUCUUGAAAACUCAACAGUUGAAUUUGUCUGUGAGUUGACCAUACCAUCAGAUGAUGUACAAUGGUUCCUGAACAAUAAACCAUUACAUGAAAGUGAUAAAGUCAAAAUCAUUAAAGACGGCAAGAAUCACAGAGCUGUAAUUAGUAAUGUCAGCAUUGAGGAUGAAGGUCAAAUAUCAGUUACCAUUGGUGACAAGAAAUCAACCGCUGGUCUCUAUGUUGACGAAGUGGCACCUGAAUUCACUAAGCCAUUAUCAGAUGCUACUAUUCUGGAAGGAGAUACUGUAGAGUUGACUUGUGAGGUCAACAAAGAGGGGGCCACUGUCAAAUGGUUUGCCGAUGCCAAAGAAAUCACUGAUGAUGAUAAGUUUGAAAUUAUCACUGAAGCUACAGUACACACACUUCGUUUGAAAGACGCCUCAUUGUCUGAUGCUGCUGAAAUUACAGCAAAGGUCGAAGAUCAGAAAACUACAGCAAAACUCAGUAUUGAAGAUACUCCCGUUGAAUUCCUUGCUAAACUAACAGAACAGUUUGUUGAGGAAGACCAAGAAUGUGUUUUUACUUGUGUGGUCGACCGUGAAGAUGUUACUGUUGAUUGGUUCCAUAAUGACUCACCUUUGUUACCUAGCGACAAGCAUGUGGUUAAAGAUGAGAAAAAGAUGCACACUCUAGUCAUUAAAAAUACUGAUCACUCCGACAUUGGUGAAUAUACAGUUGUCGUGGGUGACAGUAGAAGUUCAGCCAAGCUGAAUCUUGAUGAUCUACCUCUUAAUAUGACACUAACUGUCAGUCGAUUGAGAAAAAGACACGAACAUAUAGCGACAUUUAUGUGCUCAGUAUCAAAAAGUGAUAUUCUGGUUGAAUGGUACAAAGAUGAGCAUGAACUAUAUCCUUGUGAAAAGUAUGAAUUCUUAGAAGCUGAAUGUCUGCAUGGGUUGAUUAUUCAUGAUUUAUGCAUGGCUGAUUAUGGCAGUUACUGUGUUGUCAUUGGACGAAAAAGAAAUUUGCAUGGUGACCACUUGACCAUGGCAGAAGCCCCAGUACAAUUCAUCAUACCUCUAGAGGAAGCCACUGUUCUGGAGGGAGAGAGCGUGACCUUCACAUGUGAGACCACUGAUGAAAUGGCACCAGCCAAAUGGUACAAAGACGGCAAAGAAAUCCUCCCAUCUGAUCAUAUGCAAACUGAAUCAAAGGGAAAGGUUCAUAAAUUGAUUAUACCCAAAGCUGACAUUGAUGACCGAGCAGAAUAUACUGUACAGGUCAAGGACAAGACUAGCAAAGCACCAUUGUUUGUUGAAGAAAAACCACUGAAAAUUACCAAACCACUUAGUGAGAGGUAUAACUCUGUGGAAGGUGACACUUUGACCUUGGUUUGUGAGGUCAACAAGCAUGGAGUUGUUGCUAUGUGGCUAAAGGAUGGAGAACAGAUAACUAUAACUGAUGGAUAUGAGAUCACAGUUGAUGGCUGUCGUCACAUCCUCACAAUACCAGAUGUUACCCUAGAUGAUGAAGCUGAAUACACCAUAAUGAUUGGUUUAGAAGAGUCAACUGGACUGGUUCUCAUAGAAGAAACUGCAGCAGGAUUUACUCACAGACUGAGUGAUACUGAUGUAAACGAAGGGGAAAUGAUUCAACUGGAAUGUACAUUGAGUCGCCCAGAUGUCAAGGUCAGAUGGCUGAAAAAUCGUAAACCAUUGACACCUAGCGAUCGUAUCAAGAUAUUAUGUGAUCGUUAUAGGCAUGUCCUGCAGAUUAUGGAAGCUAUUCCUGAGGAUGAGGGCGAAUAUACCAUCGAAAUUACUGAAAAUAUGGAAAGUUCUGCUGCUAUUAGAAUCAGAGAACUGACACCCAGCUUUAUCAAAAAACUUAUAGACAAGAGAUCAAAAGAAAAAGACUCAGUUAUACUGGAAUGUGAACUGAACAAACCAAAUAUUCCUGUUAGAUGGCUCAAAGAUGGUGAGGAACUGGUACCUAGUGAUAGAAUCAGACUGGUAUCUGAUGGAAACAUUCAUCGGCUCAUCAUUGAUAAUGCCACACUAGAGGACAGUGGCACAUAUACUUGUGUAUGUGGCUCUGUAACAACUGAGGCCACUCUUGGUAUAGAUGAGUUACCAGCAGAAUUCAAGAGACCUCUUAAAGACAUUACAGCCAAGGAGGAAGACCAAGUUAUCUUGGAAUGUGAACUAUCUAAACCUAACAAACCAGUCAAAUGGACUAAAGAUGGUAAGGAUAUUGGUCCUGAUGAUCACAUCCACUUCUCUGCUGACCUGUCCACACAUCAGAUGUCAAUAGACAAUGUCAGUCUCGAUGACAAAGGAGAUUACACCUGUGUAUGUGGUGAUGUGGCUACAGAAGCUAAACUCACCAUUCAAGAACUUCCAACUGGAGUCAAGAAACCACUCAAGGAUAUCACUGCGAAAGAGAAGGAACAAGUCAUCUUAGAAUGUGAACUAACUAGAUCAAACAAACCAGUUAAAUGGUUCAAAGAUAACAAAGAACUUAAGCCUAGUGAACACAUCCAUUUCAAUGUUGACAUGUUCACACACCAACUGGUUCUCACUGAUGUGAACCUGAAUGACACUGGUGUGUACAAACUUGUAUGUGGUGAUGUGUCAACAGAGGCCAAGAUUGUUGUAGAAGAACUACCAACAGAAUUUACCAAACCCCUGGCUGAUGUCACUGUUACUGAGAAAGAAACUGUUUGUUUGGAAUGUGAGGUGUCUAAAGCCAACAAACCUGGCAAAUGGUUCAAAAAUGGCAAAGAAAUGAAACAGGAUGACAAUGUUAAGUUUGUUACGUAUGACAACACCCAUCGUCUUAUCAUAAAAUCUGCUGUAUUAGACGAUGAGGCUGAGUAUACAGUAGAAAUUGAUGGACAGACAUCCAAAUCUCAACUCUAUGUUGAAGAGGGACCAGUAGAAUUCCUCAGACCAUUGAAGGAAGUACAGGUUAUGGAGAAGGAACCAGCCACACUAGAAUGUGAGGUCAAUAAACCAGACCUUGUUGCUAAGUGGUUCCUUGACGACCAAGAAAUAACUGGAUCAGACAGAGUAGAACUGGUGGUGUAUAGCACCAUCCACCAACUCAUUCUUCACUCAACAUCAUUGGAAGAUGAAGGGAAAUACUCUGUAACUAUUGAAGGAGCCAAAUGUGCCACAACACUGCUUGUUGAUGAACCCCCAGCUGAGCUUGUGACUCGCCUGCAUGAUUUGAUUGUGCCAGAGAAGGGAACUGCUGUGUUUGAAUGUGAAGUUUCCCGUCCUUGGGCCAGAGCUAAUUGGUUCAAAGAUGGCGAGCCUAUAACUGUUUCUGAUGGUUAUGACAUUCGUGUGGAUGGCACACGCCAUCUUUUAUAUCUACCUAAAAUAUCAAAAGAAGAUGUUGGAAGAUACACUGUAAAAAUUGAUGAUAAAGAAACCACUGCUAGACUAAGGGUUAAAGAACUACCUCUGAAAAUUGUGAAACCACUACAAAAAGUAGAGGUCAGUGAAAAGGAGCAAGUGACCUUGACCUGUGAGGUCAAUAAACCAAACAUUAAGGCCAAAUGGUUCAAGGACAAAGAAGAGGUAGAAACCUCAGAAAACAUACAUAUAACAACACAGGAGACUGUGCACACACUGAAAAUUACUGAGGCAACAUUAGAAGAUGCUGGACUCUACAAAUUUCAAAUAGAAGACAAAUAUUCUCAAGCGAAGGUCAAAGUUCAAGAGCUACCGCUACAAUUCACAAAGCCUCUCUCUGAUAUUGAGGUCAUGGAAGGUCAAGAAGCUACUCUAGAAUGUGUAGUUUCCAGGGCAGAUCUACCAGCUAAGUGGUUAUGUAAAGGUAAACCACUGCCAAAGGACAACAGAAUAACAACUACCUGUGAUAAAAACACCCACAAACUUGUCAUGCAGUCUGUCACAAUGGACGAUGAAAAGGAAUACUCUGUUAAAAUUGGUGAUAAGGUUUCCAAGGCAAAACUCUUUGUUGAAGAAGAAGCAGUAGAAUUUGUCAGGAAACUCACUGAUGUAGAAGUACAUGAAAUUCCAUCGAAGGCAAUAUUUGAAUGUGAAUUAUCUAAGCCUAAUGUAACAGCUAAAUGGUUUAAAGACAACAAAGCUCUCCCAUCAGAUAAGAAAUACAAGAUGGUGGUUGAGGGUCCAGUACAUCGACUAGAGAUCUCUGAAGUGGACGGUGAAGAUGAGGGUGACUUCUCCAUCAUUGCUCGUGGAAAGAACUCAGAGGCAGAACUGAUUGUAGAAGUUGCACCUGAGCUCUUCCUGGACAAAAACUUCCAGGAGUCCAUCACACUGAAAGCUGGCCAAUCUACUGCUUUUGAAAUACCAUUCAAGGGUAAUCCUCAACCAAAAGUCAUCUGGACAUUUAAUGAUGGGGACAUACCCAAGGACAAGAGAUUGGAAACACAGACUAUUCAUAACAUGACCACAAUGAGGCUAGCAAAGGCCAAAAGGCCAGAUGCAGGAAAUUAUAAACUAACCUUGGAGAAUCCUAGAGGAAAAACAUCAGUCGACAUCAAAAUGAUUGUACUAGAUAAACCAAGCCCACCACAAAAUCUGACAGCACCAGAAGUUUUAGCUGAUUCUAUCACACUCAAAUGGGAGGCCCCAGAGGACAAUGGAGGAAGUGACAUCACUGGAUACCUCAUAGAGAAACGUGAAUUUAAUAGACGAUCUUGGCAGGAAGUAGAAAAGGUCAAAGAUCUAGAGUAUACUGUUGGCAAGUUGUUGGAAGGAAACCAGUACUACUUCCGUGUGUUUGCUCAGAAUGAAAUAGGAAUGAGUGAACCAGUAGAAUUUAAAGAACCAAUUACUGCUAAGAAUCCAUUCACUGUUCCAGAUGCACCUGAAGCGCCAAAAGCAUCUGAUGUUACAGCAACUUCCUGUACAGUGUCAUGGCAACCACCAGCCAAUGAUGGAGGUGCUUCAAUCCUUGGUUAUCAGCUGGAGAGACAAUCUGGCUUCAGUCCUCGUUGGGCUCCUGUCAACAAAGAUCUGAUAGAAGGAACAACCUAUGACCUCUCUGAUCUUGUUGAAGACAAUACUUAUAUAUUUAGGGUCAAAGCUGUCAAUAAAGCAGGACCCAGUAGUCCUAGUGACCAAUCAGAAACAUACAAGGCCAAGAACCCAUGGACUAAACCUGGAAAACCUGAGGCCCCAGAAAUUAUGGGAACUGACAAUUCAUCAGUUGCUCUUAAAUGGGCCCCACCUGCUGAAGAUGGAGGUGCUCCAAUUACUAAUUAUGUCAUUGAAUACAAACCUGUUGAUGCCUUCCGUUGGAUAAAGGCUAAUGAGAACCAAACCGUGACUGAGACAACAUUCAGCGUGACUGGUCUGAAGGAGGGAAGCCAGUUAGAGUUCCGUGUGGCAGCACAGAACAAAGCAGGUGUUGGUGAGGCCUCUGAACCCACAAAACCUGUUAAAGUGGAGGCUCCUUUGGUUGGAGAAGCACCAAAACUCCUGGAACCCUUACAAGAUACAACCAUUGUAUCACCUAAUGAUGCCAUCCUAGAAUGUGAUCUCCUGCUGGGAGAACCAGAGGCAGAAAUAACAUGGUUUAAGGGUAAAAGGGAGGUAAAGAAGAGUCCUAAAUAUGAGAUGAGUUAUGAAGAUGAAGUUGCUGGCCUUGUCAUCCAUGAAACCAAACCAGAUGAUGCUGGUGUUUACAGUUGCCAGGCAGCCAAUAUCAUUGGACAAGUUCAAACAGAAGGAACACUCUCUGUACAUACUCUCCCUCAACUUGAUUAUGACAACAAACUCAAGAGUAAACAAGCCAUUAAGGCAGGAGGCUCUUUGUCAUUGACUGUUAACAUCAGUGGUAUCCCAUCACCUAAAGUCGCAUGGCUUUUAGAUGGAGAAACAAUAGAGAAAUCACCACGUCUGACAAUGGAAACAACAGAAGAGUUCUCUAUCCUGACAAUAAAGAAUGCCACACUAGAGGAUGCUGGAAUGUACAAAAUUACAGCAGAAAAUGUUGUCGGAAAAGCUGAAGCUGACUUUGAAAUAAUUGUUAAAGACAAACCAUCCAAACCAAUGAACUUAUCUGUGCCUGAAGUCCAGAAAGAUUCUGCAUUGUUGUCAUGGGAACAACCCACUGACACAGGAGGCUGUGACAUCACAGAUUAUAUCAUUGAAAAACGUGAUGCCAAGAGAAACACAUGGACACCUGUUGACAAAGUUGAUAAAUCAACAUUUUCUUACAAUGUAAUGAAACUGUUGGAAGGAAAUGAAUAUUACUUCCGUGUCAUUGCUAAAAAUGAAAUCGGUUCAAGUGAACCAGCAGAAAUGGACAAAGGCACUGUUGCUAAGAGUCCAUUUGAUGUCCCAGAUGCACCACAGAAUCUACAGCCAUCAGAAAUUACAAAAUCAUUUAUGACCUUGACUUGGGAACAACCAGAAAAUGAUGGAGGUUCUCCUGUCAUUGGUUAUAUGGUAGAACGUAAACCAGCUGACAGCACAAGAUGGACGAAAAUCAACAAGAAAUCAGUCUCUGAUACAAUGUUUACAGCCAUGGACCUUGUUGAAGGAUCUAAAUAUGAGUUCCGUGUUUCAGCAGAAAAUGCUGCUGGUAUUGGCAAGCCAAGUCAACCAACUGGACCAAUCUUGGCUAAAAAUCAAUUUGAAAAACCAGAUGCACCAAGACAGCCAGAGAUAACAGAAGUUACAAAAAAUUCCAUCUCUCUGAAAUGGGUAGCACCAGAAAAAGAUGGAGGAAGUCCUAUCUUCAAUUAUGUCAUUGAAUCUAAACCACCAAGGUCACAUAAAUGGGUACCAGUCACACAUAACAUCCAGGUACCAGAUUGUGCCUUCACAGUGAAAGACCUAACAGAAGGAUUUGAGUAUGAGUUCCGUGUUCUUGCUGAGAACAAGGCUGGAUUAAGUAAACCUUCACCAUCUACAGGUCCUGUCUUAGCCAAGGAACCAAUAAUUGGAGAAGCACCAUCAGUAUUGGAGGGAAUCCCAGAUGUGUCUGUCUUACUUGGAGAAGCCACAACAUUGGAAUGUAAAAUCAAUGGACAGCCACAACCUUCUGUGGAAUGGUCCAAAGACAACAAAACUAUUCCUUCAACUAAGAAAUAUGAGACUAGCUAUGACAACAUGGUAGCCUCAUUGACCUUGAGAGAGGUCACAGAAAAGGAUGCUGGGACAUACAAAUGUGAGGCAUCCAAUGAUUUAGGUUCUGUUUCAACCUCAGGACAACUGGAGGUUCAGGCUGCACCAAAACUGGAAUAUGAUAAUAAAUUCAGAGACUUGAUCACUCUACGCAGUGGAACAUCACUGAGAAUUCCAGUAACAGUUAGUGGAAUUCCUAAACCUUCUGUCACUUGGUGUAAAGAUGAUCAGACCAUCAAACCAUCAAGUCGUCUCAACCUUGAUACAACACCCACAGGAAGUACUUUACAAGUCAAGAAAGCCACCAGAGAAGAUGAUGGCAUGUAUGCAAUCAUGGCUGAAAAUGAGGCUGGUGAUGCCAAGGCAACAUUCGAUGUAGAGGUCACAGACAUCCCUGGUCCCCCUGAAGGACCAAUAGAGGUCACAGACCUUCUCAAAGAUAGUGUCACACUGUCAUGGCAACCACCAAAAGAUGAUGGUGGAUCAGACAUUAAACAAUACAAUGUAGACAUGCGUGAACAAAACCGUUCACAAUGGACAAAAGUGGGAUCUGUUAAAGCUCCAACCACAACUAUUACACCAAGUAGAUUAAUGGAUGGAAAACAAUACAUGUUUAGAGUUACUGCUGAAAAUGACAUUGGAGUUUCCAAACCUUUGGAGACAUCCGAACCAGUUAUUCCAAAGAGUCCAUUUGGAAAACCAUCAAAACCAGAGGGACCAUUGACUGCUUCUGACAUCACAGCUGAUAGUGUUAAAUUGUCAUGGCAACCAUCAAAAUUAGAUGGAGGCUCACCAAUCAAAGAAUACAUUAUUGAGAAAUAUGACAAGAGACGUUUAUCUUGGACUAAGGUUGGAAGUGUUGAUGACAAAACUUUGAGUUUUGUUGUUCCGAAGUUGAUAGAAGGUACUCCAUACCAGUUUAGAGUUUUAGCUGUUAAUGCUGAAGGAGCAAGUGAGCCUCUUGUUACUGACACAGAAAUCAAACCAAAACAAGCACCAACUUGUCCAGCUAAGCCAGUGGGACCAAUCAAAUUCACCAAUGUACUUGGUGAUGAAGUGACCUUAAACUGGUCUCCUCCAAAGAAAGAUGGAGGCUCACCAGUUACAUCUUACAAACUUGAGAUAUCAGAAGAUGGUAAAACAUGGACACCACUUGAUAUUUCUGAUACUACCAAAUAUACAGCCAAGGGUCUUAAAGAUGGACAGAAAUAUUACUUCCGUGUAGCAGCAAUCAAUGCCGUCGGUGAAGGAGAGCUCUUGGUAUCUGAUGUAGUUAUACCAAAGAAACCAAUUGGCAAACCAUCACAACCAAUGGGACCACUUGAAAUGACUGAUGUCAGAAAAGAUUCAGUCACACUUCACUGGUCACCUCCAAAGGAAGAUGGUGGAAGUCCAAUCACUUCCUAUGUCAUUGAAAAGCAAGACAAAAAACGCAAAACAUGGACACCUGUCCAAAAAGUUGAUGGUGAAACCAAUCAGCUUAAAGUAGACAAAUUACAAGAAGGAACAGAAUAUAUGUUCCGCGUACGUGCUGAAAAUAAAUCUGGACUUGGGGAGCCAUUAGAAGCUGAAAAAUCUGUAUUGCCAAAGAGUCCAUUCUCCAAACCAUCAGCACCAGUUGGACCGAUAUCAAUCAGUAAUGUCACUGAGAGUUCUGCUGACAUUGAAUGGCAGGCACCUGAACAAGAUGGUGGUGCUCCAAUUGAAAAAUACCAGAUUGAAUAUAGACCAGCCAAUAGGUCAACAUGGACAAAGGCUGGAACUGUAGAUGGAAAUUCUUUCAAGUUUAAUGUUAAAGAUCUAAAGGAAGGUCAAGAUUAUUACUUCCGGGUCACAGCCAUCAACAGUGAAGGAUCUGGAUCCCCAUUGGAAUCAGCUGAUAUGGCCAAACCAAGAAAAGUUAUUGAAAAACCAGGCCCACCAGAAAAGCUGACAACUGCCAAAGUAGGUCCAGACUAUGUUACAUUGGACUGGACACCACCCACAACAACUGGAGGGGAAAAAAUUAAAGGAUAUGUUGUCAAGAUGAAGGAGGGACCAUCAGAUGACUGGACCACUGUAGCUACAUUAAAACCAUUUGAUAAUAGCUACAAGGUUGCCAAACUAAAGGAUGGAGUUGAGUACACAUUUGCUGUUGCAGCUGAGAACUCUGUAGGUCUUGGUGAUAUGUGUCAACUUGAAUCUACAGUAGUUCCCAAGAAACCUGCAGGACCACCAGAAAAACCAGUAGGACCAUUAGAUACAUCAGAAAUCACUAAAACUUCAGUCAAGUUGUCAUGGAAACCUCCAUCUAAAGAUGGUGGAUCUCCACUGACUGGCUACAUCAUAGAAAAGAAGGAAGGUAGACGUACAACCUGGUCCCUCUGUGAUAAGAUCAGUCCUGAUGACACAACAUACACAGUAAAGAACUUGACAGAAGGAACAGAUUACAUGUUCCAUGUGACAGCAGAAAACAAACUUGGAAGAAGUCCAGCUCUAGAGACAGACAAAAUAAUUGUUCCUAAGAGUGAAUUUGACAAACCAGGAAAACCAGUAGGACCAUUAGAAUUCUCUGACAUAACCAAGGAUUCAGUCACACUUUCAUGGAGACCGCCAACAAAGGAUGGUGGUCUACCAAUAUCUAAUUAUAUCAUAGAGGCCAAAGACUCUAAACGUACAACAUGGUCCAAAUGUGGAGAUGUCAGUGCAGACAAGACAAUCUUUAUUGCUGACAAACUUUUGGAAGGUGGUGACUAUUACUUCAGGGUUUCAGCUGUCAAUGAAGAAGGACCUGGAGCUCCAUUGGAAUCAGUCAAAUCUGUCAGACCUCAAAAACAACUAGAGGCACCACAAGCACCAGAAAAUUUGAAGAUCAAGACUAAGAACACUGACAAGGUGACCUUGGAAUGGAAAGCACCAAAGGACAUUGGUGGAUCAAAGGUCACUGGAUACCAGAUAUUCAUGAAAGAGGAUGAUUCUGAAGACUGGAAAAAGAUUGGGAGUGUUGGAUCAUUUGACACAUCCUACACAGCCAAAAAUCUUAGAACAGACAAACCUUACCAAUUUGCAGUUUCUGCUGAAAACAAAAUUGGCCCAGGACAACUUGCAGAGCUAGAGUCUCCUGUGACUCUACACAAGAAGCCAGAAAAACCAUCAGCACCACAAGGACCUAUUGAAUUCUCUGAUCUAACCAAGACAUCAGUCAUAUUGUCAUGGAAACCACCAAAGGAUGAUGGAGGAUCACCAAUCACAGGAUACCAGUUAGAAAUGAAAGAAGUAAGAGAUCGAACCUGGUCAAAGGUUGACAAGAUCAAACCAGAUAUAACAUACUGUGUGCAGAGAUUAAAGACCAAUGCAGAAUACAUGUUCAGAGUAAUGGCAGUUAAUGAAAUAGGAGUUUCUGAACCACUGACUUCAGAAACUGUUAUUCCUAAGAGUGCUUUUGACAAACCAAGUGCACCUGAAGGUCCAUUUGAGGUUGCAGAUCUAACUGAAAAAUCUGCUGUGUUGUCAUGGAAACCACCAAAAUCAGAUGGAGGUUUGCCUCUUUCUGGUUACAUUAUUGAAAGGAAAGACAACAAACGUCCUAACUGGGUCAAAGUUGACAAAGUAUCACCUGAGACAACAACCUACAAAGUAAACAACAUGUUGGAAGGAAACACAUACACUUACCGUGUUCUAGCUGAGAAUGAAGAAGGAGUUGGUCCAGCAUUGGAAACAAGAGAAUCCAUCAAACCAACAAAACUAGCAGCUGUCCCAGAAUCACCAAGAGGACCACUCAAGGUCUCCAACAUCAAACCAAAAUCAUGUGACCUAACAUGGAAGUCACCUGACAACGAUGGUGGAGCACCAGUUGUUGAGUUUGUCAUUGAAUCUUCAACAAAUGGUGAGGACUGGAUCCCAGUUGGAAAAGUAGAUAAAUUUACCAACACCUUCACUGUCAAAGAACUAGAAGAUGGUAAACAGUACAGCUUCAGAGUUUGUGCUGUUAACAAAGUUGGACCAAGUAAACCUCUGACUUCAGAUUCUGUUAAAAUAGAAAAAGCACCAUCAGUUCCUGAAAAACCUGAAGGACCACUAGAAGUCAAGGACAUUCAUAAGGAUUCCAUGACAUUGUCAUGGCAACCACCAACAUCAGAUGGAAAUUCACCAAUCACAGGUUACAUCAUUGAAAAACGUGAACCCUCUAGAAACUUAUGGUCCCCAGUGAAACGUGUCAGUGGAGAUGUGACAUCUUGUGUUGCUGACAAACUCCAGGAAGGAAAGGAAUAUAUCUACAGAGUCACAGCUGAGAACAAAGUGGGUCAGAGUAAACCACUGGAAUCUGACAAACCUCACAGGGCCAAGAGUCCUUAUGACAAACCAUCAGCACCUGAAGGUCCAAUAGAGGUCACUGAUGUAACAGAGAAAUCUGCUGUGUUGUCAUGGAAACCACCAAAGAGUGAUGGUGGGUCACAGCUAACAGCCUACAUCAUAGAAGGUCGAGAAACCAGACGUUCAACAUUCAAAAAAGUGGGAGAAGUUUCACCAGCAUCCACAGAAUUUACUGUCAGAGAUUUGGCACUGGGAAAUGAAUAUAUCUACCAAGUCAUUGCUGUAAACAAAGAAGGACAAAGUCCACCACUACAGACCAAACACAACGUUAAACCAACCAAGGAAAUAACAACCCCAGGAGCACCCAGCUUCGUCAAAGUCACUAAAACUGGAAAGGACUUUGCAGAUCUUGAAUGGGGUAAACCUAAAUCAGAUGGAAACACCAAGAUUACUGCCUAUCACAUAAGACUGGCCAAAGGUCAACCAGACAACUGGACAGAUGUGGCUAAAGUCAAUAGUUACGAUGAACACUUUACUGUUAAAGAUCUUGAGGAAGGUGUAGAUUACUACUUUGCUUUGGCAGCUGAAAAUGAGGCAGGAAUUGGAAAACAAGUUGAAACUGACCAAUCAGUAAAACCAAGUAAACCUAAAGAAAAGCCAGAUGUACCAGGAGCUCCAUUGGAAGCUACUGACAUUUCAAAGGACAAAGUAACAUUGUCAUGGAAACCAAGCCCCAAAGAUGGUGGAUCACCAAUCACUGCCUAUAACAUAGAAAGCCGUGACAGUUGGAAAGCAAAAUGGAUGCCAGCAGGAAAAACUGAACCUGACACUUGUACCUUUACUGUUGAUAAAUUGAAGGAAAAACAGGAAUAUUACUUUAGGAUCUGUGCUGAAAAUGUUGUCGGAAAAUCUGACUACCUUGAAACACCAAAAGCCAUCACACCAAAGAGUAAAUUUGACAAACCAAGUGCACCUGAAGGUCCUUUAGAUGUGUCAGAUUUAACAGAAAAAUCUGCCGUGUUGUCAUGGAAACCACCAAAGUCAGAUGGAGGCUUGCCUCUUUCUGGUUACAUUAUUGAAAGGAAAGACAACAAACGUUCUAAUUGGGUCAAAGUUGACAAAGUAUCACCAGAGACAACAACCUACAAAGCUAACAACAUGUUUGAAGGAAACACAUACACAUACCGUGUUCUGGCGGAGAACAAGGAGGGAAUCAGUCCAGCACUUGAAACAAGGGAAUCCAUAAAACCCACAAAACAAGCAGCUGUACCAGAUUCACCAAGAGGACCACUAAAAUUAUCAAACAUCACACCAAAAUCAUGUGACCUAACAUGGAAAUCACCUGACAACGAUGGUGGAGCACCAGUUGUUGAGUUUGUCAUUGAAUCUUCAACAAAUGGUGAGGACUGGAUCCCAGUUGGAAAAGUAGAUAAAUUUAGCAACACCUUCAAAGUCAAAGAAUUAGAAGAUGGUAAACAGUAUAGCUUCAGAGUUUGUGCUGUUAACAAAGUUGGACCAAGUAAACCUCUGACUUCAGAUUCUGUUAAAAUAGAAAAAGCACCAUCAGUUCCUGAAAAACCUGAAGGACCACUAGAAGUCAAGGACAUUCAUAAGGAUUCCAUGACAUUGUCAUGGCAACCACCAACAUCAGAUGGAAAUUCACCAAUCACAGGUUACAUCAUUGAAAAACGUGAACCCUCUAGAAACUUAUGGUCCCCAGUGAAACGUGUAAGUGGAGAUGUGACAUCUUGCAUUGCUGACAAACUCCAGGAAGGAAAGGAAUAUAUCUACAGAGUCACAGCAGAGAACAAAGUGGGUCAGAGUAAACCACUGGAAUCUGACAAACCUCACAAAGCCAAGAGUUCUUAUGAUAAGCCAUCAGCACCUGAAGGUCCAAUAGAGGUCACUGAUGUAACAGAGAAAUCUGCUGUAUUGUCAUGGAAACCACCAAAGAGUGAUGGUGGAUCACCACUUACAGCCUACAUCAUAGAAGGACGUGAAACCAGACGUUCAACAUUUAAAAAAGUGGGAGAAGUUUCACCAACAUCCACAGAAUUUACUGUCAGAGAUUUGGCUCUGGGAAAUGAAUAUGUCUACCAAAUCAUCGCUGUAAACAAAGAAGGUCAAAGUCCACCAUUACAGACCAAAGACAAAGUUAAACCAACCAAAAAGAUCUCUGUCCCAGAAUCACCAAGAGGACCACUCAAAGUCUCCAACAUCAAACCAAAAUCAUGUGACCUAUCAUGGAAGUCACCUGACAGUGAUGGUGGAGCAUCAGUUCUUGAGUUUGUCAUUGAAUCUUCAACAAAUGGUGAGGACUGGAUCCCAGUUGGAAAAGUAGAUAAAUUUAGCAACACCUUCACUGUCAAAGAAUUAGAAGAUGGUAAACAGUAUAGUUUCAGAGUUUAUGCUGUUAACAAAGUUGGACCAAGUAAACCUCUGACCUCAGAUUCUUUUAAAAUAGAAAAAGCAGCACCAACUUCAGAAAGACCUGAAAAACCAGAAAAACCUGAAGGUCCACUAGAAGUCAAGGACAUUCUGAAAGAUUCCAUGACAUUGUCAUGGCAACCACCAAAAUCAGAUGGAGGUUCACCAAUCACAGGUUACAUCAUUGAAAAACGUGAACCCUCCAGAAACUUAUGGUCCCCAGUGAAACGUGUCAGUGGAGAUGUGACAUCUUGCGUUGCUGACAAACUCCAGGAAGGAAAGGAAUAUAUCUACAGAGUCACAGCUGAGAACAAAGUGGGUCAGAGUAAACCACUGGAAUCUGACAAACCUCACAAAGCCAAGAGUCCUUAUGACAAACCAUCAGCACCUGAAGGUCCAAUAGAGGUCACUGACAUUACUGAAAAAUCUGCUGUAUUGUCAUGGAAACCACCUAAAAGUGACGGAGGAUCACCACUUACAGCUUACAUCAUAGAAGGUCGUGAUACAAGACGAUCAACAUUUAAAAAAGUGGGAGAAGUUUCACCAACAUCCACAGAAUUUACUGUCAGUGAUAUGGUCCUGGGAAAUGAAUAUGUCUACCAAAUCAUCGCCAUAAACAAAGAAGGUCAAAGUCCACCAUUACAGACCAAAGACAAAGUUAAACCAGUGAAAGAAAUAAGCAAACCAGGAGCACCAACUGCCUUGAAAAUAAAAAAAUCUGGAGUUAAUUUUGCCGACCUAGAAUGGGGUAAACCUAAAUCAGAUGGAAACUCCAAGAUUACCAACUAUCACAUCAGACUGGCCAAAGGUCAACCAGAGAACUGGACAGAUGUGGCUAAAGUAAAAAAUUAUGAAGAGCACUACACUGUUAAAAAUCUUGAGGAAGGUGUAGAUUACUACUUUGCUGUGGCAGCUGAAAAUGAGGCAGGAAUUGGAAAACAAGUUGAAACAGAUGAAUCCAUUAGACCAUCUAAACCAAAACAAGAAACUCAAGUUCCAGAUAAAGAAAAACCAGCAGCACCGAAAGGCCCACUAGAGGCUAGUGACAUUUCAAAGGACAAAGUAACAUUGUCAUGGAAACCAAGCCCCAAAGAUGGUGGAUCACCAAUCACUGCCUAUAACAUAGAGAGCCGUGAUGGUAGAAGAGCAAAAUGGAUCCCAGUAGGAAAAUGUGAAGAUGACACUUGUACCUUUACUGUGGAUAAAUUGAAGGAAAAACAGGAAUAUUACUUUAGGGUCUGUGCUGAAAAUGUUGUCGGAAAAUCUGACUACCUUGAAACACCAAAAGCCAUUACACCAAAGACCCCAGAAGCUGUGCCAUCUGCUCCUGAAGGACCACUUGUUAUCAGUGAUGUCACACAUAAGAGCGUUGUGAUCUCAUGGCGACCACCUAAGAGUAAUGGAGGUCUUGAACUAACUGCUUACAUCAUAGAAAGACGAGAUGUCAAAAAGACAUCCUGGGUUAAAGUAGAUCAAAUAAAGCCUAAAAUUAGGACCUACUGUGUACAAAAGCUGGCUGAAGGAAAUGAGUAUUAUUUCCGAGUGUUUGCUGAAAACAAGAAGGGUUUGAGUGAACCGUUACAAUCAGCUGAAGCUGUUUUGAUUUGCCAUGAUGCAGGUCCACCCUCUGCACCGGUAGGACCAGUCCACUUCACCGUGGUAACAGCUGAUUCUGCUACAUUCAAUUGGUCACCACCAAGAGAAGAUGGAGGCAGUCCUGUUACAGCUUACAGAAUCUUGUUAUCUAUGGAUGACUCUGAUUGGUCAGAAGUUACCAAAGUGGAUAAACAUGUCAAAGAAUACACAGCCACAAAACUUGAGGAAGGACACAGUUAUGUGUUCCGUAUCAUUGCUGUCAACAAAGUUGGAGAGAGUAAACCUCUGGAAUCUGAAUCUGUAACUCCAAAGAAACAAGCAGGUAAACCAUCUAAACCAGUUGGACCUAUCAAAGUACUUGAUAUCAAGCGAGACUCAGCCACCAUUGAAUGGCAAGCACCAGAAACUGAUGGCGGUUCUCCUCUGAAACAUUACAUCAUUGAGAUGAGAGAGGCCAAACGUGCCACUUGGAAGAAAGUUACUACAAUUGAACCAAACAUUACAAGUUACUGUCUUCAGAAAUUGUCAGAAAAUGUGGACUAUUUCUUCAGAGUGUUUGCUGAGAACAAAGUGGGUAUCAGUGAACCAUUGGAAAUGGACCAACCAAUCACAAUCAAGAGUCCUUAUGAAAAACCAUCAGCACCUGUGGGACCACUUGAAAUCUCCAAUGUCACUCUGGAUUCUGCAUCAUUGUCAUGGAAACCACCAAAGAGUGAUGGUGGAUCCCCUCUAACAAAAUACAUCAUAGAGGUCAGAGACACUCGUAGAGCACACUGGACAAAGGCUGGUGAAGUCAAACCAGAGGUCACAACGUAUACUGUUGGAAAACUUCUGCUAAACAAUGAAUAUAUGUUCCAAGUGUCUGCUGUAAAUGCAGAAGGUCAAAGUCCACCAUUGACCUCAGAUAAAACUGCUAAACCUACAAAGAAACUCAGUCCACCCUCACCACCACAAAAUGUCAAGGUCACAAAAGUCAGCAAGAAUACUGCCCACCUUGAGUGGUCUCCUCCUGUUAGUGAUGGCGGCUCUAAGAUCCGUCGUUACCAAGUCUGGAAGAGAGUAGAGAUGACUGAAGAGUGGGUCAAGGUCACAAAACUUGAACAGUACAAGACCAACCAUGUAAUCACUGACCUUGAAUAUGAAGUGACCUAUGUUUUUGGUGUCACAGCUGAGAAUGACGUAGGAGUGAGUGAGAGAUGUGAUACUGACACUUCUGUCAAAAUACAGAAACCAUUAGAGGCACCAUCACUACCAGUUGGUCCACUAGAAAUAUCAGACAUUGACAAAACAAAAGCCAAGUUAUCAUGGCAACCCAGUGAGAAAGAUGGUGGCUCCCCGAUUACUGGCUACAUCAUAGAAAAACGUGAGGGAUUAAAAUCCACCUACACUGAGGCAGGAAAAACUAAACCUAAUGUAACAAACUUUGAAUUGACUGGACUUAAAGAGGGACAGGAUUACUUUGUACAGGUCAAGGCCGUCAAUGAAGUUGGACCAUCUAAACCUUUAGAUGCUGAGACCUCCUUCACUGCCAAGAGUCCAUACUCUGUACCAUCAGCACCAAGAGAUUUCAGUGUCAAAGAUUCUACAGCAACAACAGUUACUUUGACAUGGAAAGCACCUGAAUCAGAUGGUGGAUUACCAAUCAAGAUCUACUUCCUUGAGAGGAAGGAAAAGAAAUUUGGACCAUGGGUCAAAGAGAGAAAAAUCAAGGCCCAAACAACAGAGUUUACUGUUGAAGGACUACGUGAGGGUGUGGACUACUAUUUCAGAUUGUCAGCAGAAAAUGACGAGGGCUCCAGCAAACCUGUUGAACUUUCACAAGUUAUACAACUUAAAAAACAACCAAUUGUGCCAGAUAUGCCAGUUGGACCAAUCAAAUUCACUCACAUUGUUGAAACUGGUGUCACAUUAGAGUGGUCACCACCAAGAAACAAUGGAGGAGCUCCAAUCACUGGAUACAGACUUGAACUGACCAUUGACAGCAAGAUCUGGACAGAGGUCACUAUAUGUGAUGGUCAAACUACUAAGACAAAAGUCAGUAAUUUGACAGCUGAACAAACUUAUAGAUUCAGAGUUAUAGCCAUAAACAAGGUUGGAGAUAGUAAACCACUUGAAUCAGGGGAAGUAACUCCAACUAAACCAAAAGGUCCUCCUGGCCCACCAACACAUCCUUUGAUUGGAAAAAUAUUGUCACGUGACUCUGUGGAGUUGUCAUGGCAACCCCCACAAGAAGAUGGUGGUUCACCAAUCACAGAAUAUCUUAUUGAGAAGAGAGAUGUUCAGAGAUCUAUGUGGUCUAGAGUUGAAAAAACAGAUGGCAGCACUUUGAAACUUCUUGUGAAAAAUCUGGAUGAAGGAAAAGAAUUUUUCUUCCGAGUGUUUGCUAUUAACAAACAUGGACAAAGUGAUGCUCUAGAAAUGCCUAAACCAAUUUUGAUGAAGAGUCCAUUUGAUAAGCCAUUAGCUCCUGAAGGACCUUUGAAGUUCUCCAACCUAACAGAAAAUUCUGUAGAAUUGACAUGGAAACCUUCAAAAUCUGAUGGAGGAACUCCGAUAACUAACUACACCAUAGAGAUCAGAGAAUCCAGACGUUCAAUGUGGGGAAAGCAUGGAACUGUAGAUGCAACAACUACCAAAUUCACUGCCAAAAAAUUAGUGGUGGAUAAUGAAUAUAUCUUUAGAAUCAAGGCAAUCAAUGCUGAGGGAGAAAGUCCACCAUUAAAUGGAGAUGACACAGUUACUCCAAAACAGAAACUUGAUCGUCCUGGUCCACCCAAAGACCUCAAAGUCACCAAAAUUGAUGAAAAUGAAAUCACCAUUGAAUGGCGACCACCUAGUAAAGAUGGUGGAUCCAGAGUUAAGAAAUAUCAAAUUUACAUCAAAUCAGAAUCUACAGACAACAAAUGGAUAAAUGUAGCAACUGUUGAUACAUUCAAAAAUUACUUCACCAUUCUUAAGCUGGAACCUAAGAAUAAAUAUUACAUUGGUGUGGCUGCUGAAAAUGAAGUUGGUAAAGGUGAUAUGGCUGAGACUGACAAAACUUACUCACCAAAACAACCAAUCAAACCACCUUCACCUCCUGUUGGACCAUUAGAGUUCAAGGACAUCCAAAGGUCAUCUGUUACAGUAUCUUGGAAACCAAGUGAAGAUGAUGGUGGUUCCCCUGUCACACACUAUGUUGUGGAGAAGAGAGAGAAAACCAAGACCACCUGGAGCUACCUUGAAAAGAUUAAAUCUACUACAACUAGAUACACCAUGACACACUUAAUAGAGAAGACAGAAUACUUUGUCCGUGUGAAAUCAGAGAACAAAGCUGGUUUAUCUGAACCAUUGGAAGGACAAGAACCAGUGAUUCCAAAGAAUCCAUUCAAUCCACCAGAUGUGCCUGAAGGACCACUUAAAGUAUCUAAUGUCACUGCCAGGUCUGCUGAACUCAGUUGGAAACAACCAAAAAGUGACGGCGGUAAACCUAUCAAACGUUAUGUGGUAGAACAACGUGACUUGAAGAGAAACAAUUGGUACCAAGUGGACACAGUACGUCCAACAAUACAUACAUUGACCCUUGAUAAGUUGAAUGAGGGCAAUGAUUACAUGUUCAGAGUUGUAGCGGAAAACGAUGAAGGAAGAAGUCAGCCAUUGGAGACUACAGAACCUGUAACACCAAGAAGAGCUCCAGUGAAACCAGGCAGUCCAGGCAAAAUCAAGGCUAGUAAUGUUACUCCAGACUCUGUCACUUUGACUUGGAGUGCGCCCAAUGAUGACGGUGGCUCCCCUGUCAAGAAAUACAUCAUAGAGGCCAAGGAUGGAAGAACUGGAAAAUGGGCAGUAGUAGCUGAUGUACCAUCCAAAGUCAGUCAGAAAACAAUACAAGAUCUAGAAGAAGGUGUUGAUUACAUGUUCCGUAUCAGUGCUGUAAAUGACAUUGGUCAAGGUCGUCCUACCAACUUGGACAAAUCAAUAAGACCAAUGAGACCUUUAGAAACACCAGAUGCUCCCAAAGGACCUCUUAAAGCCUAUGAUAUCAAGAAAGAUUCAAUUUCAUUGUCAUGGCAACCACCUGAAUAUGAUGGUGGUAGUCCAUUAACAGGAUACAUCAUAGAAAAGUUUGACAACAAAGUAGGAGGUUGGACGAGAGCUACACGACUGACACCAGAUGUCACUGAUUACACAGUGACUGGACUCACCCGAGGACGGGAAUAUAACUUUAGAGUUUACGCUGAAAACAAACUUGGAGCUAGUGAACCAAUAGAACUACCAGAACCAGUAAUUGCUAAGAGUGAUAUAGAUGUACCAUCAGUACCAAAAGACCUUGAGGUAACAGAGGUCACUGAAGACAGUGUGACCUUAGAAUGGUCUCCACCUGAAUCUAAUGGUGGCGCUCCAAUCAUUGGUUAUCCAAUAGAAAGGAAGGAACCAGGCAGAUCUCAGUGGAUCAGAGUAACCAGGGUAGAACCUGAUGUCACAUGGCAUACUAUCAAAAAUCUACUGGAGGGACGAGGAUAUAUCUUCCGUGUUUAUGCAGAAAAUGCUGAAGGAUUGAGUGAACCUGCUGUCAUUGACAAACCAGCUGUUCCAGAAAGACCACUGGAACGUCCAUCACCACCUGAGAAAUUAGAAACCAUGGCUAUUGAAAAAGACUCCAUCACAAUCCGCUGGAAGAAACCAAAAUCUGACGGUGGUGCUAUGGUCAAUGGUUACAUCAUUGAACAGAAAGAUGACAAAUUUGGCGACUUUACUAAGGUCAAGGAUGUUGGAAGUACAGUACAUAUAUACAAAGCCAAACAUCUGUUAACAGAUAAUGAAUACAUGUUCAGAGUCAAGGCAAAGAACUCAGUGGGUGUAGGAGAACCUGCUGAAAUAAAGGCUAUUAUACAACCAAAGAAAGUCAUUGCAAAACCAUCUAAACCAAAAGGACCACUUGGAGUAUCAGAUAUAACAGAAGAUCAUGUUAAGUUAUCAUGGCAACCACCAGAAAAAGAUGGUGGAUCAAAUUUAACAGCUUACAUUGUUGAAAAAAGUGAAGCUCAACUUCCAAGAUGGCUUAGAGUUGCCAGACUUCCACCAGAUACACUGUCUGCAGAUGUUGACAACCUGAUAGAAAAGAAAGAUUACUAUUUCCGUGUCAUGGCUGAAAAUGAGGCUGGAAUUGGACCUGCUUUGGAAAAUGACCAAGCAAUUGCUCCAAAGAGUAAAUAUGGACCACCAGGUCAACCCAAAGGUCCAUUGAAGGUUAAACCCCUUACCAAGGACAGUGUGACCUUGGACUGGAAGCCUCCUACAACUGAUGGUGGAUCACCUGUCACAUCAUAUUCUAUAGAGAAACGUGAAGGUACCAGACACACCUGGUUCCAUGUUGCAAACACCAGAGGAACUGCUACAGACUACACAGUGACUGGUUUAACAGAGAAUAAAGACUAUGCUUUCAGAGUGUAUGCUGAAAACCGUUAUGGAAGAAGUCAACCAUUAGAGUCGGACCUAAUGGUUGCUCCCAAGAAAGUUAUGGAGCUACCAUCACCUCCAACAUCAUUAAGAGUGAAAGAUGUAACUAAGGACUCUUUGACUUUAACCUGGGAAGCCCCAGAUUCUGGAAAGAAAGGACUUACUGGUUACACGAUAGAGAAACGUACACCUGACAGUGAACACUGGGAACGUGUUACUCGCGUACCUCCUCUUAUCAAGAGCCAUCAUAUUAGUGAUUUACCAGAAGGAGGCACAUUCUUUUUCCGUGUGUUUGCAGAAAAUUCAACUGGUGUCAGUAGUCCAGCUGAAUUAAAGAAACCAGUAGAACUCAAAGGAAGAAAAGAUUGUCCAGGAGCACCACCUAGUGCACCAGAAAUCACAGCACUUGGACCCAAAUUUGUUGAGUUGUCAUGGCAACCACCAGAACAUGAUGGAGGUUCACCAAUCAUUGGUUACAUGUUAGAACGUCAAGAUGUUGCCGGUAGAACAUGGAUGCCAAUUAACAAAGUACCAAUAGCAGACACAAAGUACAGAAUUAAUAACUUGUUUGAAGAUAUUCCAUAUCGUAUCAGAGUGAGAGCUGUCAAUGACGAAGGAGCCAGCGAACCAUCUCCUGAGACGGAACAGUUUUACUGCCGGGAACAGAAAGUGAUGGAAGCUCCUCAAUUCUCCAAGAAGAUUGAAGACCUGUCAGCAGUAGAUGGAAAAGAGGCCAAAUUUACCUGUGAAGUCACUGGUCUACCUAUGCCUAAUGUUUCCUGGUACAGGAAUUACAGAGAGGUAUUUACUGGUAGACAUUACCUCAUCAAGAGUGAGAAUGGUGUCCACACACUUAUCAUCAAAGAUGUUGAGGAAGGUGGCGAUUCUACCAUUGAAUGUGUGGCAAAGAACCGCAUGGGAUCAGCCACAACCAAGGCCAGGAUGGAAGUUCUAGUACAUCCCAAGAUUGUUGAAGUACCACCUAGAUACCUUGACGGACUGUACAUCUGUAAAGGGGACACAAUCCAGGUCAGAAUUCAGUAUCGUGGCAAACCAGAGCCAAACGUUACAUGGUCUGUGGAAGGAGAAGUUAUUGAACGUAAACGUCGUGUUGACAUUAAAGUGACACCUAAACACUCUACUCUGACAAUUAAUGAUUCAGAAAGACCGGAUAGUGGAACCUACAAAAUCAGUGUUGAAAACAAACUUGGAAGUGACUCUCUUAAUAUACCGAUCAAGGUCAUUGAACGUCCUGGACCACCAGAAGGGAAACCAGUCAUUACUGGUAUCAACAAAUUUGCUAUCAAGAUGACCUGGCAGGAACCAGAAGAUAAUGGUGGUGCACCAAUCACUGGUUACAUUGUUGAGAAAUGUGAUGUACAAACUGGAGCAUGGAGACGUGCAGCUACAUCUAAAACACCUUUCUCUGCUGUUGAUUGUCUGGAGGAGUUUAAAGAAUACAAGUUCCGUGUUUUAGCUGAGAACACGAUUGGAAUCAGUGAGCCAGGACCUGAAUCAGAUGUUAUCAUGACAAGAGAACAAGUACCUGAUGUUGACUAUGACAGCAUGUAUGAUGCCAGCUUCAGAGGAAAUAAUGUGAACCCAGACCGCAUUAAAGGUGACGUCCUUGGAAAAUACAUCAUUUGUGAAGAAAUUGGACGUGGAGCUUUUGGUGUUGUACAUCGUGCCAUUGAGAGAGCAACCAAUAAGAACUGGGCUGCCAAAUUUAUUCGCUGUAAACCACAUGAAAAGGAGAUUGUGAGACAUGAAAUAGACAUCAUGAAUGACCUGCAUCAUGCCAAACUCUUACAGUUACAUGAAGCCUUUGACCAGACCGGAGAAAUGGUCACCAUCUUAGAAUUGUUGAGUGGUGGCGAAUUGUUUGACCGACUAGUCCAGGAAGACUUUGAUUUCACAGAAAAGGAUUGUAUCACCUACAUGAAACAGAUCUGUGAAGGUGUCAGACACAUGCACAGACAGAACAUCCUACAUCUUGACCUCAAGCCCGAAAAUGUGAUGUUUGUUACCAAGGAUAGUAAUGAUCUAAAGAUUAUUGACUUUGGAUUAGCCCAGAAAUUAGAGGAGGGAAAAACCGUCAAAGUUCUUUUUGGAACAGCAGAAUUCUGUGCUCCAGAAAUCAUCAGCUUUGAACCAGUAUCUUUCUCUACUGACAUGUGGGCACUUGGUGUUAUGUCAUAUGUAAUUCUAAGUGGAUAUUCUCCUUUUGCUGGAGAGAAUGAUUUAGACACAUUUGCUAACAUCACACUUGGUGAUUUUGACUUUGAAGAUGAGGUGUGGAAUGACAUUUCUGAUGAUGCCAAAGAUUUUAUCCAGAAACUGAUGUUAAAAGACAAGAGCGAUAGAUUGACAAUUGAUGAUGCUCUCGGUCAUCCUUGGCUCAAUCCAAGAGAACCUAAAGUUGAUGCCAAGACUCUGAAGCAUGGUGCUGCUGAGAAGAAACUCACAGGCAAGAAAUUGUCAACACUCCAUCACAAAGACUACCAUGACAAACAUAGACACAAGGAAGAUGACCUUGACCUUCUACCCAUCGGUAAACUGUCCAGAAAUAGCGCCAUCUUCAGGAAAGAAGGAGAUGACGGUGUAUUUGCCAGGAACCUGGUGAUGGAAAUGCCACCCCAUGCUCCUGUUGUUAUGGAGCCUUUGACAGAUACAGAUGGAUACGAAGGAUCACGUGUAGAAUUAACCUGUAAGAUUAGUGGUAAACCGUCUCCAAAGAUCACAUGGUUCCUUAACGGAGAUGAGAUUUUGGAGGACAAGAAAUAUCACAUGUUGUACAAAGACAAUUAUGCUUCAUUAUUGAUAAAUGAUCUUGAAGUAGAAGAUGCUGGAAAAUACCGCUGUAAGGCUGUCAAUGAAUUUGGAGAUGUGUCAACAACAGGAAAACUCAGUGUUGAUGAAAAGAAACACAGAAGAAGAAGGAAGAAACCAGCAGACGAAGCCAUUGCCAAGAUGCAAUAUCCCCGACAUGACUAUGAUACAAGUUUGUUAGACAAUAGUGUACCACCAUCAUUCACACUGCCACUGAUUGACCAAGUCAAACGUGUGGGAGAGGCUCUAGAACUCACUGUUACAGUGACCUGUCGUCCAGAACCUGAUGUGACCUGGUACCACAAUGGUAAAGUUAUCAAAUCAUCCGAGAGAUAUGACUUAGAGCACAUGAAGGGUGUAUAUCGUCUGAUUAUACAUGAAAUUGCUCCUGAAGAUGCAGGACAAUGGCAAUGUGAGGCAGUCAAUCAGUAUGGAAGCUCAAUGUGUGCUUGUGAUGUUAAAGUCAUAGAAACCAUCCCAGAGGGAGCUGUUCCACCUAAAUUCACCAAAGGAUUAGAGGAUACUACAAUUGUAGAGGGCAGCUCUGUAAGACUAGAGAUCAAGGUCAAGGGAUUCCCAGAACCAGAAAUAGAGUGGUACAAAGAAAGACGACUUCUGUUCUCUGGACGUCAUUUCACAGUCUCAACUGAAGGUGAUCUCCACGUACUGACUAUCAGUGAUACGUACCACCAAGACACAGGCAGAUACAUGUGCAGAGCUGUCAAUGUUGUAGGAGCUACUACAACGGAGGCCAUUCUCCGUGUACAGAAAGCACCAAAGGAAGAUGAACUAGAUUCCUUCCAAUCACCAUCAACCUUCCAGCCAAUCAAACCUGUCACAGCAGAAACCACAGAAACACCAAUGAGAAGGUUCAAAAUAGAAACACCACCAAACUUCACAGCCAAACUGAAGGACAAGACAGUCUCUGUAGGAAAUAGUGUGACAUUCACCUGUACAGUUACAGGAAUACCUAAUCCUAAAGUCACAUGGUACAGAGACGAUCGUGAUGUCACCAAGGAGUCUCGAUAUCUCGUCAGGAACAAAUAUGGUCUGUUAUCACUAGAGAUCAUGGAUGUUACUGAGAGAGAUAUGGGACAAUUCACGUGUAAAGCCGUAAACAGUGAAGGGGAGGCAACCUGCACUGCUUCUCUUGAAGUAGUUGCUGCUGAAAAGGAACCAGUAAGAGAACCAGUCAGUAAAAGACCCCAGUUUAUUGAACCAUUACAUGACAUUAUUGUUAUGGCUGGAGAGGAAGUGACAUUUAGUUGUAAAGCAACAGGCCAACCAAGCCCAACAUUUAAAUGGCAGAGAGAUGGUACAAACAUAACUGACUCUCGACGUAUUUACAUUGGCUCAGACCGUGAUGGUGUUGCUGAGUUGGUCAUCAGAAGUUCACGAGUCAGUGACUCAGGACUAUAUGGCAUUGUAGCUCAGAACUCAUAUGGACAUACUAGGUGUUCUGCUAGUCUCAAGGUCAAAGCCCGAUCCAGUUCCAAGUCACCACCAUCAACACCAAGCUAUUCUGAGGAGGAAGAAUUCUCUAUGGCAACAAGACUUGAGCGUACAUAUGACAGGAAAAAACCUGUGGAUAUUCCGGGUGGACGCCCACCACAUUUCACCUUGGCCCUUCCCAAGGUCAUUGAAUUAGAUGAAGGUGACAGGUUACAUCUGGACUGCUCUGUAGAGGGCUAUCCUAAACCAUUCUUAACCUGGCAUAAAGGAGUAAGAGAUCUGAAAUAUGACUAUCGACACAAAUCUACUUCUUUCCAUGGAACCUAUACUAUAGAACUACAGGAGGUGAUGAUGUCUGAUGCUGGAGAGUACACAGCUAGAGCCUCUAAUGCCCUCGGGGUUACUGAGGCUAAAUGUAUAGUAAAGAUCAACAGAAAAUCUAAAUACAGAGAAGAAGUACCUACAGAUGAAGCUUUGAAAGCUGCAGGAGAAUACCAUGAAAAUAAAGGAUUUGCACCAUUCUUCAUCAAACAUCUGCCGACUGCCAUGGACGUGAUGGAAGGCAUGAAUGUACAGUAUGACUGUUAUGUGGAAGGGGACAUAACUCUCAUCAAGACUAAACAAUCACAGAUGAAGAAAGUAACAGCACAAUUCACUUCUCAAGAAUUUGAAGGAAAAUAUAAAGACAUUCCAACAAUGGCUAUUCCACCAAUGAUGAUGGGUGGCGCUGGUGCUUCACCUAAACAAAUGAGAAAAUCUGACGCUAAACAAUCCCCUAGAUUUCUUGAAGGACUUGAAGAUCUGACAUGUCGCACAGGUAGUAUUGCUACCUUAACAGUUGUAGUUGAAGCCAAUCCAGAGGCUCACAUUCAGUGGUUUAAAGAUGGCAAAAGACUAAUUAAUUCAGACCACAUAGAGAUAUUCUAUGAAGAUGGUGAAUACAUCGUAGAAAUCUAUGAUACAGAAAUCUCUGACAAAGGCCUGUAUAAAUGUGUGGCAAAGAAUGAACAUGGAUCUGCCGAGACACAGUGUAAACUUACACUAAGAGCACCAGAAGAUUUAGAAGACGAUGAUUUUCAUUUUGAAAAAUCAGAACUACUGGCUUUACCUACAGAUAAACCUGGAAAACACAAGAAAUUUGCACCAAAGUUUGUUGUUGAGUUAGAAUCUGUUGUUGAGGUUUACCCGACAGACGACAUACAAUUUGUUUGUGUUAUUGAUGACACACUAGACAAAGUUUGGUGGGAAAAAGAUGGCAAAGAGCUUCCAAGUACUACCAAUUCUUCUAUCAAACAAGAAGCUGACGGAACACAACAGUUAGAGAUCAGAAAUGUUGAUCCUAAAGACCAAGGACUAUACACAUGUAAAGCUAAGACCAAAUCUGGGGAAAUUCUCAGAACUGAUGCUAAACUUGUUGUUAAAGAUAAAUCAAAGGCUGAUACUGCAAGCAGUGAUUCUGCUAAACCAAAGUUUACAAGACAAUUAAAAGACAUUUUCUGUAAAGAUGGGGACAAUGUGACCUUGGAAUGUGAAAUUCAAGGUCAGCCCCGCCCACAGAUCACAUGGUACAGAGAAAGCAAGGAAAUUUUGGACAGCCAGGAUUUCCAGAUAAGUGCCAUUGGAGACAAAUGUAAAUUAAUUAUUAUGGAAGUUUUCCCUGAAGAUGAUGGAAAAUACUCAUGUAAAGCCGUCAGUGAGAAAGGGGAAGCAACUACCUCAUGCCAACUUCUUGUUGAAGACCCUGCCUCUUUUUACCUUGACUCAGCCUCUGUAUCAUCCAUUGGAUCAAGUGUUAGUCGUGGUGAUCGGAAAUCAGCGACACCUGCAAGACCAACAAAGUAAACAAAAACAAUCAUGAACUUGACCACAAUUAUCUUAUUCAAUUUUGGAAACUGCAUUAUUUUCAUAUGUUAAUCUUGAUCUGGACAAGGUCAACGACCCUCUGACCUUCUGCAGAACACGAAUUUUCAUCAGAUGAACCUCAUUUAAUAUUUCCAAAGUUGGAAUAGAACUAUAAAUACCGAAUUUGACAACCCUGACAACUUUCAUGGACUUGACAAUUAUCUCUCUACACCAGGAUUUGACAAAUAAACUACCUAAUUUGACUUAUUUAUUACCGGACAUUAUUGUUACCAUAGAAACAUCAGAAAAUUGUUACCAUGACUACCAGCAAACCUGUGAUAAGGACUAUUUAUUUAUUUGAUGUGCAAUAAAGUAGUAUAGAAAAAAUA